CGGGGGCUGGGAGGCUGAGAGCUGGCUGCUGGUAAACAGUGUGGACCGCGUGUCAGAGACAGGAGCAGCUGCUGAGAGGAGCCUGCAGCACGGGGGCCAGGAGCUCGCCACACAGGGGUAGGAGAAGCAUGGCUGGGGGAUAGCACGGGGUGUGCUGGGCUUCCUGGAGCUCUCAGGGAGGAGGCCCUGGGCUGAGCACCACUCCAGCUUCUCUGGGCUAUCCCACUAUCCUCAGCCAGCCAGUCAGCUACAGCAAGGGCAGGGGGUGUACUGGACAGGACCCUGAGAGAGGCUGCUAAAGCAUCAUGGGAGUUGUAGUCUUAUUACAGGGGAGGAGAGCUACAGAGGGAGUGACCUAUACUGCAUGAUAAUUAUAUAUAUAUAUAUAUGGAUUCUUUAUAGGAUAAUGUUAUGGGGCUGUGACUUGUGUACAGGGCAAUGGGGGUGCAGGGCAAUGGGUGUACGGGGCUGGGGACAGGGCGACAGGGGGAUGAGUGUCCUGGGGAUGGGUGUCCCGGGGCUGGGGACAGGGCAACGGGUGGCUGGGGACAGGGGGAUGGGUGUCACGGGGCUGGGGACAGGGCGACGGGUGGCUGGGGACAGGGGGAUGGGUGUCACGGGCUGGGGACAGGGGGAUGGGUGUCCCGGGGCGGGGGACAGGGCGACGGGUGGCUGGGUACAGGGGGAUGGGUGUCCCGGGGCUGGGGACAGGGCGACGGGUGGCUGGGGCCACGGGGAUGGGUGUCCCGGGGCUGGGGACAGGGCGACGGGUGGCUGGGUACAGGGGGAUGGGUGUCGGGGGGCUGGGGACAGGGCGACGGGUGGCUGGGUACAGGGGGAUGGGUGUCCCGGGGCUGGGGACAGGGCGACGGGUGGCUGGGGCCACGGGGAUGGGUGUCCCGGGGCUGGGGACAGGGCGACGGGGGGAUGGGGACAGGGCGACGGGUGGCUGGGUACAGGGGGAUGGGUGUCAUGGGGCUGGGGACAGGGCGACGGGUGGCCUGGGCUAGUUUUGGUAAAAAGGGGUUAAUGGGUAUACCUUUCUUGUUGUAUAUUAUGGUCAGUGUAGUCCAUGGCAGUCUGUCUUGAGGACACUGUGCCAGGUGUUGGGCUGACAUUGGUAUACAAGUGGUUAACUUGUAUAAAUUAGGGUCUCCACCUUAUGGAAAAUGCAGUUCACAGCAGAUUUUUUGAUGCCAGGUUAUGGUCUAUGAUUGACUAAAGUUUAUUAAUACCCAUAAUAGCUGGGUUUUACUAUCUUUUCUACGUAGCUUCACAUAGCGAUUUAUUCAUUAAACUCUGAAUUGUAGCAAAUUUAAAUAAUGAAAAGUUGAGGUGAAAAUAACUGAUCUGGAAAACAUCUCGUUGGUUAUUUUAACCUCAAUGUUGCAAAAAAAACGAAGUUUAUUGAAUAACCUGACAUUGACUGUGGGUCAGCAAGGCAUGGGAGGGCUGGAUAUCCCAGUCGGCUGUAUGUUACAUAAUGUUGUAGUGAACCUGUUUUGAAAAAAAUAACUUGCCUGGAAUAUCUCCCAUAUACAUUGAAUACACCAUAUAUCAGAUACAUGGUGUUUUCAGUGUAAAAUAUAGUUUUACUCACAUUUUCUCCAUUCCAGCGUCGCUAUUAUUCUUUGUGUAACACAUCCCUCCUGGCUGUCUUUCGUCUCGGCCCUUUCCAAAGUCUUUUAGUUACCCUGCAUGAGACGCAUCCCAGAGCAAGGCAAAUCUUGUCAUCAACGUUGGCAUGCUGGCGUUGUGACAAUGAUAUCUCACUGUUCCUAUUCUCCCUAGCCAGUGCUUGAAGCACUGCAUAGGUAGUGUCCAUAGCAACCACAGUGCGUUUGCUGUGGUUGCUAUCGGAGAGCAUAGGUGCAUCCUGUAGAAGGGAAAAAAAAAAAAAACUAAUCUAGACAUUUGUUAGCAAAACUGCUAGCACAAUGUAUAGGUAAACUCUUAUGCUCAUUCUACUGGGUAGAAGUUGUUUUGGGUCCCUGUAAGAGGUACCUAACUAGUACUUUUCAGCCUUGUGUGGAAUUUACAUGUUUCCAAAGAGCAGUUAAUCAUGGCCAUUCCCACUGCAUGAGAAGUGUGAUGUUCAGUCCGCUAAAGCAAAACCUUUUUUGGACAGCUGGUGGCCGGUGGCCAUCAUGGGCUUAGAGAGCUGUCUGUGAUUGAUAGACUGCCUGAUUAUUUCAGCCUUGCAAUCUCAAUUCGGAGCUAGACCAUGUGUAGAUAGGUAACUAGAGGCUGUGGUAUACAUUCAGAUUGUACAUAGUGUACAUUUUCCAUUAUAACCAAUGUGUUUUUAUGGUACAGAUUGUUCAUACAUAGUCUUUUAACCCCAUAAUGUAUUUGGUCUUUUCUGAACAAUUUCUGGAAGUUAGAAUGAUUGAGAAGAAAUUUCCUGCCUGUUAGUGUCUUUUAUAAUCUUGAUUACUGCCAAGAUCCACUUUUUCCAGCUUGCUCCAGUUGAAAUUGUAAUCACUUUUUUUUUUUUUUCUUCUUCAGUUGGCACAAACAAAUCAGCCCUUUUAACUAUAUUUGUCGUGCUGAAUGGGUAUAAAUCUUUGCCUCUAUUAUUCUAGGAGUUUACGCCUCUUUACUUGCAAUCUGGGAAUAAAGAAACUGUGAUUCUUAAAAAAUUGCCCUGCUACUUGCAAAAUAGGUAUUAGUGAAUAUAUGAUCACAGGAGAGCUGUCUGUUAUUGUGGAGUAUUCAAUAUAUAUUAUUUCAUGUUUUUCUGAUCGAAGGCAUUUGUGUCUUUCACAGGAUCUGCCUUUCUUCAGGACAGGAUCUGAUCUGCUGGUUACUUUGUUGCAGUGAGAAUAAGUCCACACUAGUGUCUCUGCCAUUUGUUUUUAUAUCACUGUGUCUUUCUGACCUUGAUACAGAAACCUUAUCUUCCUGCUGCUGGGUGCCAACCACAGGGGGCAGAGACUAUUUACUGACUCUGAUUAACAAUAUGUGAUACUCAUACCUUGUGUUGCUGAGCUCCAUGCCAGGGAAGGGGUUAAAUUCAAUCUUUAAUAACACUACCCAGAGAUCCUCUUAAAGCAGUCUGCGUAUGCAGAAGUGUCUGUCACAACUAGUUUGGUUUCCUGGGCCGGCCUUUUAGGUGAUGUCUUGCGGCCGAGUGAAAGCAGUUCUGCUUUUGAUUGAGCCUCACGCUGGCUGGACACAGUGCUCUGGAAAGACUUGAUAGUAAAUGACAGAGGCAGGAGUCACAGUGUGUCCCUUCACUCGGAUGACCUUGUAGUGUGCACUGUAUAUAUGUUGCUUUGCUAUUGCAGGCUGGUAUCCACCUGAAUUAUAACAGUAUUGCUUUCUGCUCAAAUUAUCUCUAAUACAGUGUUUUGUCUUUAAAGUGACACAUUUUUAAAAUAAAUUUUCUGGUUUAAAUGAUGGCAUUCUCUGAUCAUCAGACCAAGAUAUCAGUACUGAUAAUUUAAUAACGUUCAUAUACACUAAAUUAAUAAUCCUGUUUCAUCAUGACAUGCCAAGGUGACUGAAUAAGAAAUCUCUGUGAUAAAAGUGCUUAUUUUAGACCUUGCACAAUGAACGAUCUCUCUGAAGGUGCUGAUUCAUCUAAACAAUAAAUAGAACCACCUUUUCAUUAAAUGUAGUCAUUCUUCUUUCUUUGUUCCUUUAAAUGCGCAAACCCUGUCAAGUCAAAUUUGAGAGAUAAUUUAAGGAAUGAACAUACCACCCAGGAAAGGUGGGAAAAAAAUAAAUAUUUUUUCCUCCCACCCCUCUAUUGUAUUAAUUGUUGACUGCAGUCAUGUGAUAUCUGAAUUGUGGGCAUUAUACAUAAAGUGCUAGGAGAACAAUAUGGGAAUGGUCCGAGCUCGAGUUAGCAUACUGCUCAGGUUGUGUGGGACUUUGCCCAGCUGGCAUGGAAAUGUGUUUUAAGCUUUAGCUAGUUUUGUAUCAUUGAGGGCUUCUGCAAUCACAUUCCAGGGCUUAGUGUUUCAAUCGGUUCUACAGUACGCAGAGUUUAGUGAGUUGGAAUGGAAUUAGUGCAAGUUUGGCACUGGCAUUUAACUGCAUAAUUAGCCUUUUUUACUACUGGAUUUAAAAGGAUUUGUCGUUUAACAGAGCAUCAAAUUUAGGAUAAAAAUUUAUUUUGUGUUUCCAUUUGAAAUAAUGGCUGCAAGGAUUACCAGGUCUCUGUAUGUCUUAGUUAUUCAAAAACAUUUUUUUUUUUAUUUUAUUUUUUUUUACUUCUUUACACACAUUCCUGUUUUAUGCAUUUAAUUGCUGUUGAAAUGGCCAGUUUACAGUAUGGAAUCUGUGAAUGUUCUUGUUUUACAAUCUGUAUAACCAUUAUAAAAUUGAGUAAAUGUGCCUAUUUUAGAUGACAAAUAUGUUAAGUCAGACACCUUUUAUGGCUAUGAAUUAAAAGUAGGGAAUGAUCAAAUAAAAUGAGGUUGCAUUGGCAUAGUCAUGAGCUAAACAUAGCUUUAAAAAGAGUUCUUGUCUUCUUAGUUAGCUACCAGUGUGGAAGGAUGUAUAGUACGAGAGCUCUGGAGUCAUGGCUCCAAGAAUCUACUUUUUUAAUUUUUAUUUUUUAUUUUUUUUAAAUUCUUUAUUUUUAUUGUGCAAGUGAUAUCAAACGAGCCCGUGUUGCCACAUCAGCAGUCACAAGCUUAAUAGAAUCUUACAUUGUCAAACAUGGCAAAUAGAUAGUCUGCACAGUUUUAUAUUAUUAAUAAACAGGUGUUAAACUGAGAAGGCAUCAAUAAUAAUGAGAGCAACAUAAAAUGAGAUAGCAACAUAAGAUUAAGUCUAAAGAUGAAAGCAUUGCUAUUCAGGCUUACAGUGCUAACAUUGCUUAGGUGAGCAGUUAUCCUGGCUUGGUGUCACAUUAAGUUGGCAUUAACUAAUGUAUCUGCGUUGAUAUCGCUUUUCAGGCGCUUUCACCUGUUUUGUAUAUCAGGACAGGUGAGGUACACGCUUCUAUAGAACAAAGUGCCAUAAAGCAACAUUUGGUCUGCGCUCUAAGUUAUGGUCAUUCAGUGUUAUGGUGUCAGGAUCUCCACCUCGGCGUACACGUGCAUAUUAAACAGGCUAAACAAUAGCGUUGACAUUAGCGUAUUUUUGUUGGUAAUUAGUGGCUAAGUUUGUUGGAUGAUCUUGCUACGUUAACAGAUACAGGCAUGUAAACUGAGUGUUGUAGGAUUGAAAUGUGUAGUGCUAUACGCUAGCUUAGCCUUCAUGCUGAAGACAUGUUAGUUCUUGUAUUCAGUUAUACAGUCUGCCCGUUCUAUGUUCAUUACAGAUAAUGCUGGUUUACAGUGCUAUAGAUGUAGACAUGCUGUUGUCAUAAGACAUCCAGUAUAUAAAAACAAGUGAUUAUAGGAACACAUUCUUUGUGAGAAAAGGACAUAGAUUGAUCAUGAGCACUGUGUGCUAUCAGAUUAUAUUAAGGAAAGCAUAACUGGUGAGAGUGUAAAGGUAUAAUAACAAGAAGGAUCAAUUCAGUACUUGCUCAGAGUGGUUGUUUAACUGUCUGGAACACAUAUUUGAGUAUGCAUGUUGUGAACAAGUAGUGAUACAGGAGCCGACCCAGAUACUGUAGUAUUACAGUGUGGGGAAGUCUGCUUUGCUGUCUGGGGUCAUCCAAUGCCUGCAAUGGCAAUCCGUUGGUGCUGUGUGCCAUAUUCCAUCGAGGCAGGGGCUGGGGCAGUGUCCUGAGAGGUAAAAUCCUUUGGGCUGUUGCAUUUGUUCGGCGCAUGGAAUAGAUAGGCAGAGGGUCGUGGCUGAUCUGUGCACCCUGGCUUGGUAGCUGUUCCCCUUUUUCAAUGGCUCAGCUGUAGUAGCGCUAUGCUGUGUCAUUCGGUCCUUCCCUCGCCUUGGGUAUUUAGAGGAAAGUGGAAGUAUCCGUUUACGGCGGAUGAUCCUCCGUUUGCGCGGCAUGUGCAGGGAGGCAUUGCCUCGGGGUGCUGUCCUCUUAGGUGGCGUUAUGGCCAUUGCUUUGGCUAUGUUUUUCUGCUUUGGGCGGUUAAUGCCCCUCUGUCUCUCCCUCCGCUUUGUCGUGUUGCUGGUUAAUCGCUCUUGUGGUGUCGUUGCCAAAAUCAGGUGCCUCGGCCGCGUGUGAGAGAGUGUGUGUUGUCGCUUUACCAGUGUAGUUGGUUUCAGAGCGGGUGGUGGUUUCCUCUUUCCCAAUCUCUCCCAAAAUUUCCGGCAUACCUCCUCAAAUUUAGCCUGAAAGGCCGCUGUCCAUUCAUCGGCUGUCUGAGGCGGUGGAUUCGCGGCACUGCCGGCAGCCAUCUUGGCUUGGCCUCGUGGGGUCGAUUGGUCGGAAUUGCUCUUAUAAGUGUCCCAGAGGUGAGUGCUCACCGUAAGCUGGUGGACCGGGAUGACCCCCGCCGGUCCAUAGGGGGGGAAGCGAGAGCCCGCCGCCAGAUAUCCGGCAUGGUGUUGCAGCUGGGGAGCGGCCGUCUCCCCUGCGCCUGCCAUGCUUGUAGGCCUCACAGUGAGUUUAGCUCGGUUCUUCGCUUGAGAGGUAUCGUUCUCCUCACUCCGAUGCCCACUCUUGAGUGCUGGCCUUAUAAUCAUGAUUGUGUGCCGGUGUGGCAGUGAAAUUCGGCUUUAGGUUGCUAAGUUUAGCAGGAGCUGCUGAGAUAAGCGUCUUCACAGCUCUGCGGUUAGGCCCCGCCCCCCUACUUUUUUUAAUUUACCAUACAUUGAUUACUUCACAAAUCAAAUAUAAAAUUAUUUGGUGCUGACUUUUCCAGAGCAGAACAUCAUUUGACUUCAAGACGUGGGGAGUGGAGCUUCUAGCCCUUUUAAUUUCCUGAGGCUGGCUUUUGCCUAUAAUUCCCUCAUUGAAAGAUGAUCUACCUAUUUAAUGUUCUAGAGCUGUCAGGUUUAUAUUGGGUGGGGACCAAACUGAGCCCAAAUUGCAACUGAUUUUCUUUCCCUCCAUUUACCAUCUCCUUUUUUUUUUUUUUUUUUCUGGAUUUAUCCUUUUCUCUCUCUUUCCACCCGCUCUGACUCUGUUCCUUACUCUUUUUUAAUAUAUAUUUUUUUUAUUUCUCCUAUAACCUCCUCAGAUGUGCGUGGGUGGGGGCUGUGACCAUAAUUAUUAUUUUAUAUACAUUUCAUUUUUAUUUUUUUGUCUCUCCUUUUUUUUUUUGUGUGUGGGGGAAUCCUCCUUCCCAAAUAACAUCCACAAGCAAAACAUUUUUAUCGGAAAUCCAGUGGCUUUUAGAAGACUCUUGCUUGUAUAACAUGGCGGUACAUUAAUGCUAUAGUGUUGGACUUUACAGGAAUACCUAUUUCAUAUUCAGGAUAUGCCAUGUAGGUGAAAGUGUCAGCAAGUCAAUGAUUGGGAAGUAUACUUGACCUCACACACGCCCAGAUUACCCCAAAUGAUACAUGCUACAUCUCAAAAUACCUAUCUCACAGGAGUUGCAGGAUACGACCGUGCCAUUUAGGAUCGAGUGACUGCUUGUGGCACCCUUAGAUGCAAUCAUUACUGAUAGGCAGAUGGUCAAAAAAAAUUCUUCACUGACUUCUAGAUAACAUGUUGUACUAUGCAAAGUGACACAGUUAUGUUGGGCAUGGCAGGUGCACUGAAGUAAGAGGAUAUAAUGUACUGUGUGUUUCAACAGAAAUGAAAAUAACAAGCUUUCUGGUUAAGUAGUGGCUGUUGAGAUAAAGCAUUACAAGUGGCUGCUGCUGACGCAUUCAGUUCUCUGGAAAUUGGAUUUUAUUUAUUUUCACUCUAUGUAUAUCAAUAACUGUAUAUGCCGUGUUUCACUAUGAAAUGCUGCACGUACAGAAUUUAACCAAUUUUUGCUUCCGAGGUGUAAGUCACCUCUGGCAGAUUCACUGGGCUAUCAUUAACCAGCUAGGUCGAAUUCCGUGUACAGAAUGUCAUUGGUUAUGAGCGGUCAGCUGACACUCAGCCAAUGAAUGGCAACGAGAUGUAGCUAUGUAUUUUUCAAGCCCCGUCGUACCUCCUAAGGCUACAGCUAACUAUAUAGUUUUCAGCAUGCUUCUAGUUUGUAGCACACUUCCAGUUAUUAAACAUUAUAUAUACUAUAUACCUGGGAUAUGUGUUUAAGCACAAGUUAAGAUGCUAUGUGUGUCAACCCCCCGGAAUUACAAAAUCUACAUAUUCAAAAAUGAACAAAUGCUGUAGUCUGGUAUCACGUAACAACACUUUGGAUCACUUUUUUUUUUUUAAUUAAAAAUACAAUCUAUACUAUAUUAAGGCAGGUAUCAUUGUUGAAAAUAGUGCUUUGUUUAGAAUAUUGCUCCAUCCAUGCUUUUCGGCUGUGUACAGUUGGAGCGCAGUUUGAAACUGCAUGGUAUGUAGCAAGUGUAAGGAGCUGGGAGUUAGGAGUCAGUAUUUUUCUUGUGCUGUGAUGUUGGAGCUCUAAAUAUAUCCUUUGAUUUAAUAAGACCUCUCUGUUAAUCUGAUUGGCUUUGUCAAAAACUGGUUACAAGAUCACAGAAGGAAUACCCCCCCCACCCCCCAAUAGCUAGCUGAAAUAGAAUGAACACUGAAAUAGUUUUGAACUUUCUGACUCUGGAGCUGGUUUGGGAGAUAAAUGUGGCAGAGUCCACUGAAUAUUUGCCAACAUCCACUAUUUUGUAAUGGCUUGUGUAGGAGUUCAAAUCUUCAUUAUGAAAUUAUUACUUUUCACUUACUUGUCCUACAAGGUUGUUCAAUACAGUGAAAAUAGAAGGCCAAUUCAAAGUGAUUUUCAAAUUUGAGACCGGAGUAGCUGAAAGGAAAAUAAAGCAAACCUUUUGAAUUUUUCCAAUUUGGCUAUUUUCACUUUAAAGGAUCACUAUAGGGUCAGGAACACAAACCUGUAUUCCUGACCCUAUAGUGAAAACCCAUCAUUUAGGUGGCUUGCCCCCCUCAGAGUGGGUUAAAACUCAUCUUAUUUUCAGCUCUCCGCGGGUCUACUGGCCCUGGCCCUGGCCCAUUGGUAACAUCAAAAUUGCUGAUUUUUAGCCAAUAAUGGGAAAGCAUUGGAUAAAAAUUGGCAAGAUGGUGGGCCCAAAUGCCGUUUUGGCCAAUCAGCACCUCCUCAUAGAGAUGCUUUGAAUCAAUGCAUCUCUAUGAGGAAAAUUCAGCGUCCCCAUGCAGAGUGUGGGGACGCUGAGCGUCAGGGCUGCUUACUGUGCAGCACUGAGCCACGAUGCACCUCCAGUGGCCAUCUAAGGAGUGACCACUUGGAGGUGUCCCUAGAGGCAAUGUAGACACUGCCUUUUCUCUGAAAAGGCAGUGUUUGCAUGAAAAAAGCCAGAAGGGAGCGAUUAUACUCACCAGAACAACUACAUUAAGCUCUAGUUGUUCUGGUGACUAUAGUGUCCCUUUUAAAGGGACACUCUACUUCACAAAUGCAAAAGAAUUGAAAUAUCACUGUUUUAAUAGAUAUACCCCAAAUGAAAACAUGCACACACUGAAAUUUCUUUUUUUUUUUUCAUUGGGGUAUAUCUAAAAACUGUUUGCAAAACAGCAACUCUCUUGUCUUGUCUUCAGCGAGCAGCACAUGUGCAGUCAAGCUUCUCCAUAGGAAAGCAUCGUUUCACAUGACCCUUUUUUCAGUAGGUGUUGUGGAAGUGCCUGUAGUACAGCCAUAUAAAAUGUUUUACAUUGCAGGGUAAAGGGAAAAGAGCUCUGCAACUUGGCCACUUCAUUUAGAUGACGUGGUCUGGGUGACUAUAGUGUCCCUUUAGGUGACAUAAGAACACUCGUCUGCAAAUGAAGAUGGCAGACUUGGUCUGUGUUGGUCAUUAUCAGAUGGUGCAAUUCCAUACUGUUAGUCAAAUGUUUUUUUGAAUGUACUAAUUUGCUCACAUGCAUGUUGACACGUAUGCUCUAUCACUUCAAUAUAAUGGAUGGUUUCUUUCUGCCGUAGCAAUUUCAGUUUGUCUUACUUUGGACACUCUUAGCCAAUUGAAUCUGUCCAAAUAUGGAUGUAAUUGCUACCACCAAAACAAAAGUAGGAAAUCUGCAAGGAGGGGCUGGACUGGGGGGCAACUGGCAAAGCCAGGUAAGUGUCAGUGUUUCAUCUUAACACUGUGUGCUCUAGGAACCAUAACCACUACAAAGUCCAGUCUUUACUCUUGUUUGCUGGUUUGCCUAGGGAGAGGGUUACCUUAUAUGACUCGCCAUCUGUUUAACCUAUAAUAUCUAGGGAUAGUUUUCUGAAAAUGAAAUCUUUGCAGCUGUUCCAGGAAUGUACAUUUGUUUAUCCUGGAGUAUUGCAAAUAGCAGACCCAAAGAGCUUGGAGAUUAAAUACACAUUCUUGAAUCACAUAUAUUUUAUAUGUUCCAUUUUUCAUUAUGCAUAGCUUGAUGAAAUUUAUUCUGCAGAAGAAAUAUAAUCCUGGUUUCGAAAUGGGAACCAUGAUAUGUUGUGGGUUUUGUAAAACCUGUGAUAGUGGAGCAGUUGCCAUGGAAACUAUCUGAAUGUUCUUCUGAUUGCUCCACUUUUAGAAUGUCCCAUACACAAAACCUACAAUACACAGAGGGCUUGGGAGAAAAGUGCUGAAUGUGAUGCAGUACGCUAAAAAUAAAACCGUUUUUUUUUUGAUGAAUUCCCGCUCGAUAUAGAAUCCUGAUAUAUAAUUUUUUUUUUUUUAAAUAGGAUUUCUGACCGUGAUGCAGAAUCUACAGUCCAAUGCAUGUAAAUGUUAUUGUUUAAAAUAUAUUUUUUCCAGUCUGGCUUUUAGUCUCUGGUCUCAUUUUAACUACUCUGAUUUCUUCCAUCCCACCGGGGGGAAACAUUGGACAGAUAUCCAGCGUCUCCUGUAUCAGUCUUAAUCUACCAACGGAAAUAUAAAGGGGAAGCUCACAGGGCAGGCCGGCCAGCCUAUCACUUUUUUUUUUUUUUUAAUUUUUUUUUUUUAAAUGUGUUCUGUUUCUUGUUUCUAGGCAGACCUGGGCCAACAGAGCUAUGCUGCAGAGCUAUAAAGUGACCUUAACUGAUCGAGUAGUGCAGUCUAUAACAGGUCAUGGGGGGCUGCACCACCUCAGGCAGUGUUAAAAGCAGUAGGUGCAAAACCAAAAUCUCAGAUUUAGGGUGUACUGAGUGGUGAACACACACUUUAUUUAUUCGUUUUAACUUUUUUUUUUUUUUUUUAUUCGCUCAUUUACACUCCAUUCAAAACCUGUCCUUAUGGUGUACUGAUUCGGUGUUCUUACUCUGUUGUUUUUGGUAAGGUAGUGGAUGGAGUGCAGCUAUAGACCACAUUCACUCUGUGAACUCGUAUAACAUAUGCUGGCAUGAUCCGUGAAGCUUUUUAUAUAAAUUUGGUGUGUCCUACUUAACGUGUACCUCUAUUUUCAUGCAUAAUGAAUUAUUUAUUUUUCCCCUUAUGUUAUUGCCAACUAAAUUAAUAGGUACAGUUUAAGGAAUCUACUGAAUGUAGAUUACCAAAGUGUUUGCAGAAUACUGAUAUUGUGUAUGAGGGAUUGACCAGAGCUUUAGCUUAGAGUUGGUUCUCUCAUUGGUGGUUUUUUGUUGUUGUUGUUUUGACCCAGCUGUGUCAGUCUUGUUGCGGCUCUCACUCCACUUCCUACGGACUUUGUCUGGAUGGAUAACCUCAGCCAAUCAAAUGCUUUUUCACAGAUUAGCAUUGAUAGGGCUACUACGCUAAUGGAAUUUUUCACGUGGAGAAGUAUUACAAUAAAGGGAUUUUCUCACAGUUUAAGUCCAAUUUAGCAUGUUGUACAGUCAUACAGGUCAGGUCUGUGUAUUUGUUCAGUAAUGUUUAACACUCAAAAACAUGUUUUGAUGGUGCUGCUUUCGAUGUAACAUUAAUUAUAGCAGGAGAACUGAUCAUUCUCUUCUCGAGUCUGUAGCGGCAAAAUGAAUAAUGACCUCUCAAACGUUUAUUAACAAUUGGCUCUACAGUAACUUUGUGGCUGCAUUUGGACAAUAGUGACUAUUAUCUGGCCUAUUUUAUUUAUUUUUCUCACCUUUGCCAAUGCAUUUAUUAUAAAACGUUAAUAUGUGCAGUCAUGAAAACUUUGUUUACGGAUUUGCUGCUUGACCUUUUAAGAUCUGACCGUUACCUGUUACCUCCCCUCCAGCUGCUCUUGUCACAUAAUGUCAUUUAAUAAUGUGAAAGAAUAUGUUGUCACUCUGCAUAGUACUAACGGUAUCUGGAAACGCUCGCUUGUUGUACUCUCCUCUCGUGUCCCAUUACAUGCUGACCGGGUGCUGUGCUUUGUGUUUUCCCAGCUUCUUGUAUGUAAACAGGUUUCUGUAGUGGACUGUGUACCUUGUUUAACAGAAUGGGCUGUUCAUGCUCUCCUAUCAUGAUUUCAGUUUUUGGAAUUACUUAUUUUUAAAGGGACAUGCUGCAUUUGGCUUUUUUAAUCAUUGUGUAGAUAAUGCAUUAAAUUUAUGCAAGUACAGGAAGUUAAAAGGACUGAAUAAAUAUCCUCAGAUUUUGAAGUUCCUGCAUUUGCUGAGAACCUAUAAGUUGUGCAGUGAGUGGAGGCCAGAACAUUUUCAUGCAUAGCUGUUUUCUUUUAAAUAUAUAUCGAUCGCUCUACAGACAAAAAAAAAAAAAUUACACACUAGGUCUUUGUUAGAAAAAUAAGUUAACUUUUAUUGAUGUUUGCUUUGUCAAUUAUAAAAGUUCUAUUUUUUAAAAUUAUUAUUUUUUUGUUAUUAAAAACAGAACGGGCGAUAAUGCAGAAGUCUAAUUUGUGCAUUUUUAUUUUUUUUUUUUUUGUUCAAAGCCUCUAACCUUGCACAGCAGUUAAAAUGUGUGAAUUCUGGGCUCAUGUCUAUGGUUUGCUGCUUUCAUUAAAUUUUUUUUAUUUUUUGCUAUUGGUUAAACAUGACUAGUCACCUGAACCACAGUGACCUGUUCUAGUAAGUAGGACAUUUCAGGCUAAAUGUUCUGUGCUUUUUAUAAAUCUGUUAACCAUCCAGCUUCCUAAAGAGACUUAGAAAUUCAGUGAUGAGUAAUUGUACAGCAGCUGUUUGUGGCUCACUCUGAUUUUUGUCUGGCUAUUAAAUACACUUAGACUUGACUUUGUUUCCAGUCAAGAAAAACAUGCUUAUCCCAUUUACAAUCAUUUUCUUAGAGAUUCCUUUGUAUUAUAUAUCAUGUGGUCUAUGUAAUGCUGAGACGUCCAAGCAGCAGGGAUAUAAGCAAUUCCUUGUAUAAAAAAAGCCAAAUUAAUAACAAGUGUUUCCAGUAAGGAUUUUUGUAAUGUUUUUAACUAGUAAGAUUCAAGCUAUUCCCCAUAAUGCCAAUUACUCAAACUCGCUAAAUAGAAGUCCAUAAAAGUAUUGAUAUAAUCAUGAACCAACAACUCACAAUCCAGCAUAUAAAAACAAUACUCGAAAUACACAACACAUGAUUGAUGUACCUACUGUGGCAACCUAUGAAACAAAAAAUGGAAGGGCCAAAACUUGUCUCCAUGUGAUUUUUUUUUUUUUUUUAAUCUAGCUAAUUUAAUUUUAUGGCAAGGAACGGAGGCUUAUAUUGCAAGUUUAAAACUGCACAAUCCUAGCAGAAACCUGUCGGCAGCCCUCAUUUAAUCCUUGAGAACCUUGGAGGCGGUGACUCCUUUGGUCAAGUGUGCUCCAAAAUAGUUGCCCCACACUGGCCUGUUGCAUUACCCACUUGACCAAACAUGUCAGAGUCGUACUUGAGAUUGUCGAAGGGAGAAUGAAUAGAUAGAGAUGUUGGUGUGAAGUCUUCCGAUGUGAUGUUUUGUAUGUCAAAGCUCUGUAAUGUGUUUUUUUUUUUAUUUUAUUUUUUUAUUUUUUUUUUAAUCAGCCUGGAGAGAUACAAAAUAUUGCCUGUACAUAGAAUACUGAACUUGAGUUCUUACCACGAAAGUGCGUGUAUUUAUAUUUUAAUUGUACAGAAUAACUUGUUUUAUCAAUGAACAUGCAUAGUAUGCACUAAAACAUUAUUUCGAAUGAGUUUAUUGUAAAUACAUUCUUAUAAUACAUAGUGUUGUGUGGUUUGAUGUAUAUUUUGUUGCAUUUGUUUGAUCUACAAAGUAUGAAUGUGAUUGAUUUAAUUCUUGCUGUGUGUCCCCGUGGAAGCAGCAGUGUGUGUUCAUUGGAUUUGAUACGGACACCUCCUUCCCACUCAGACCUGUAGAUUCCGAUUCUUGCCUUAGAUGGGUGGAGAGGAGCUUAUCAAUUAGCACCAUAUGAAGUCAUUCCCCAGAGGUGGUGGGUGAUUGGUAUUUUUUUUCUUCUUCUUGGAAAUGUUAGUGUUUUUGAACAUGGCAGGGCUAGUGAUGUCUUGUCUUAUCUUUCACUAGAAUAAUGAAGCGGUGAUGCAAUAUUUCUUUCACUUCAACAAAACAUCAAAACAAACAUUUCUUCACAUGCUUGCUUGUGUUUGUCUGUUUUUAAAGUGCUUUUUGCAUGUUUUUCUCAUAAUGCUGUGUGUAUGGCAGCAUGUUUAUUAUUUGUAGCAUUCUACUCUAUUUUGUGUGUGUGUGCCCUGUAAAGAGAAUUGUCGUUUUCACACUUUCUAACUACAUCAAUGAUCUGUCUUCAGUAGGUCUCUCUGACGAGUUUUAUUUUAUUUUAUUUUUUAAAUCUUACAGGUGUGGAUAGCAGUGACCAAUCAUGGCGGGGGAUGCCAUUAUGCUCAUGAGGGGGUUGGCCAAACUCAGCAAGGCAGUGCUGGAGGUGCAGAAGGGUAACUUGUGGCAGACUGUUGCUCUUGGGGGCAAUGCCACCAUGUUUGCAAAGAGUUGGCAAGUGGCGGUAGAGGAACGUUUCAGUGCUGCUAUGGGAAAGAUGCAGGCGAGUUUUGAAGUGUUUUUUAUUUUAAAUUUAUUUUUUUCCCCUCCCCUCUUCUUCAGUUUGAGUAAGGUUACCCAAAAAUAAUUGCUUUGUACAGAAAAUAUUACAUUUGUUGUUGGGUGUGUUUUUUUUUUUUUUUGGUCCAUUUUUCUCUGGGGCGAUGGAAUGUCUUUGGCGUCUGUGAGACUUUGUAAUAUUAAAAAACCUUUUUUUUUUUUUUUUUUUUUUAAUUUUUUAAAUGUGUUGACAAAACUAGAGGGCUGCACCAUGACUGCUUCAUUAAAGGACUGCAGCAUUAGGGAUACACAUUUGUAUUACACUUUUUUUUUUUUUUUUUCAUUAUGUUGCGGUUUGCCUCCCAUGCACCUAAUAGAGCAGUAUUGGGGACCUAAUGCUCAGGCGCCACUAGAGCUGGUUUUAACCCUGCAAUAUAAACACUGCAGUUUCUAAAAAGUGCAGAGUUAGACAGGACCACUGUACCCAGACCACGCUAUUGUGCUAGUGCUCUGGGUGACUGUUGAGUCUCUUUAAGCUGUAAUUAUUUGAUGGGCCCUUUUAGUCUAAUUAAAAAGUCUUACAAAAAAAAAAGCAUUGUGAAAAUGUAUCCUUGUCAUGUUUUGUGACUUUCUAAUAUCCCACAUACAGGAGCUUGGCAAGCAACAAGAGAAUCUUGCAGGGCAAGACAUAGGUGCAGAAGGCUUCUCAGGGCCGGUCUCUGAGAUUGCCGGCAUAGAAUAUUCUCCCUCUUCUAACCAGGGCUACAGUAGCCACCACACAGAAGCAAAAUCGGAAAUUCACAACAAUGAUAACACCUACAGGAGCCAAAGUCAAAUGGACAACCCUUUUCAUCUGGACCCAGAUUCUCAAAAGGACAAUGGGGCCUUAUUUGGCAAAACUAGACAUACGGCUGGUGCAUUUGCUGCAGCAGGCCAAAAGAGGGGCUUCCACCAGGACCACAGCUCUGUCAGCGGCCUAACAGCAGAGGAUAUUGAAAAGGCCAGAGAAGCGAAAAACAAAACUGAACACAAACCCCACAAACAGAUGGUAUGUAGAAAUAUGUAUAUAUAUAUAUAUUUUUUUUUUUUAAAGUUGUCAUUGCUCACAACACUAAAUCUGUAUUUCUGCAGAAGGGUGUGAUGUAAUAUUUUCAAUCCAUUGGCACAGCCUGUCCAAGUAUCCCUUUCAAUAUACUAUUUUUUCUGUGGAAAAUGGGGAAGCAUAAUAUUGUAAGGUCCUGUUUUCUGUUUUUACAUCCUGCAAGCUAUUGCGUGGUGGUGCUGGAUGGUUUGUUUUGCAUACCAACUUUAUGUGGACAGAGCUGUCAUCUAUUUAAUGCUGCUGGAGAUGAAAUCCAAUGCGUGUUACCUGCUUUGCCGUAUCCAGGACAUUUUUCAUGCAUUUCUGAUGUGUGCAUUGAAAUGGCUGGGGAGGAUGGGAGCCGUCUAGCUCCGAAUAGCUCUCUGUAUUGCUUACUUAGUAUUUAUUUUGUUUGGGCUCGGUUGGUAUAGUGCUAAACCCCUCUACGUGCAGGGCAGAUUACCUACUCUAUAAAGCAUGAUGACUCUUUGGAAAGCUUGUUAAAAAAUGUGACUAUCUGCACGUCCACUUGCCACAUCGUUUAAUGUCUGGAGAGUUGAUCACGGUGUGUGAAUCCACUGCAGCAGGCUGUGGGUGUAAUGUAGACCAUGAGUGUUACUGCAUGUUUUCAGGCUCCUCCUUGCCCUCCAGACAGAAUGGUUGCUGUUGCUAGAUUGUGGCCACUCUUCAUCCUGAGCUGCUGUGCUGCCUUUUAAGUACCAGGCUGUAACUCCCAUUGAGUUUAGUUCAUUUAUAUUACCUUUAAAUUUCCUCCCUUCCUCUGAAUUAAGAAUUGAUAAAGUUCUAAUCUUCACAGCAUUCAGGAGCAGGCUUGUUAGGAAAGAAGUGUUGGGAUAAGAUGACCUCCUCUGUCUAGGGCUAUUUCUGUAAUUGUUAAGCAGAUAAGCUGCUUCUUUUAAAAUCAAGAAAGGUUUAUUACUCUGACGUUGAGGCUUAUUGGAUCAAUGCCAGACAUUUGCAAAUUGGGAAAACAAGUUCAAAUUGCAGGUAAAGUUUGCCUUUUUUACAUUUAGGUUUGAAAUUACAAUUCAGUAAUUGUAUAAUCGGCUGGGGUUGAUCAAUGUAAAUAGGAAACAUUUGCACAGUUUUUUUUUUUUUUUUUUCAUUUCUGUAUUUUUACAAUUUUAUUUGGAGUAUGGUCUACUGGUGUCUCAUUGAAUGCUGUACUGUCUGUAACUACAAGAAGCAAAACACUGUUCAUGUGUAUGCUGCUGUACGAUCACUGACACUUACUGGCUGAGAAGGCAUCAUUUUAUAUAUGAACCUUUUGGGGGAAAAACAAAAAUCAUGCCAUAAUUUAUGCCAUCUAGUCUCUCUGUAUACAGUAUAAUUAAAAUGACAUCACAGAAAAGGUGGUAAAUACAUGGAAUAGUGUCCCCACAGAAGCAAUAUCAUGUUACCACGUAUAUUUGUCUUUUUCUUUUUUUAAUAUCAUAUGUUCAGCACUUUAAAGGGCCACUCUAGAUGCAAGAGUUUAACUGGUUUGACAAAACCUACAACUCUCUCUGGCACCCAAAGCCUGGCCACUCUGCAGCUGCCCUGAUAAAGUGGAAGAUUCACUUCUGAAAUAUAUGACUUGAACAGGAAUAAUAGCUUUGUCAUUUAGUGGUCCCAGGCUGACCAAUGAGCUGUGGUGACUCUUGGGUUUCAACUGAUGAAGGGAAACCACCAGGGUCUGAAUUCUGACAGUGAUUACCUACAUGCCCCCAAGUCUUUUGUUAUUGGUGCUGGAUUCUAGGUUUUGUUUUGGUUCAGGAAUAUAUUUUUUUUUUUCUAAAUUUGGGAAUAAAGAUCUUUAACCGGCUCAGAGUGCAUGCUUGUGCUCAGAGCCGGAGAGGGGAGAAGAGUGGGGAAGGAAGAAGAGGUAGGAUGCAGGGAUGUGUAAAAUAUGCACAGAAUUGACAUUGGGCAGAGUUGUGGGAAGUAAUUGGCCUCCAGCACACAAUUGCAAAUAGCCCUGGUAUGCAGUCUUUUAAGCAGAAAUACUGCACUUUCAGACUCCUACCUCCAUGCCUACUUCAAAGAACUUUCUCUCUUUGUGAGUUAUGAAUAAUACAAUUUAAAUGUGAUUAGUUAACCGAAAGAAUGGUGAGAGCACUCAAAGAAAUUAAAAUAUUACCCAAAAUGUAAUCUCUGAAAUAAAAAGAAAACAUCAUAGUGUAAUAACGUUAUGAAUAAGACACUUUUUAAAUUUCUGUGUUAGUCUCACUCUCAUACGUGGAGCCACUUAUAAAGCUGGCUCGGACUGCACGCAUUUAGCAAAUCACUGCUUGGACUUUAGCUGGGUUCUUCCCAAAACUUGAUCUGAUGUACCACCAGGAACGCAGGAGGAAAGUCCUAUAGAAUAGUCCAAAAUAGUGCACCUAACGUGUUUCGGCGAUGUGCCUUCAGAGGUGAUACAAGUGACUCUGGCGUGCAGUCUUUUUUAAAUCCGUUCUUGGCGCCCUUUUCGCCGCAUUCACGGCACUUCAUUUCCGGGUUUGACAUCAGGACGUCUCUCUUUACUUCCGGAUCCAGUUGCCAAGACGUGUUGGAACCAUCAUAAUAAUAAAGAGUUUAAACUUGUGGAAUAUAAAUGUAAAAAUCCACAGCAAAUAAAGAAAAUAUCAACAAGAUAAAUAAUUAAGAUAUUGGACUACUAUAUAACUAUAUUGAAAUACAUUUAAAAACACACACUUUGUGUUUACGAUGUUGUAACUUAUUUUUCUACUUAAAACAUUCUAAUUUUAUAUUAUCAUGGAGAAAUGAGAUAUAAAAUCAUACAUAUAUUAAAUGGAGAUUUUAAUUCAUGAGGAGAUAAAAAUUAGAAAUUAUUUUAUUUUUUUCUCUUUUCUUUUAUAAAAAAUAUAUUAAAAAUAAAAAAAUUGGAUUAACAACUAUACAUUACACAAAAAUAUAUUUCUCAAAUUAAGUAUAAAACCUUUUUAUAAUUCAUCAUAGAGUAUCCAAACUUUUUUUUUUUUUACAAGCCCAUAAUGGAGAUCCAAAAGGCAUAGAAUUUAUAGGGAUAUACCAGGUUAAAGUCCACUGGAGAGGUGGUGACAAGGAUCAUAUCCUAGGUCUAGCUGAAAUUAAAUGAAUGUUUGAACUAGAAACUGACACCAGAUGGAUUGAACGUUGAUUUUGAAAUUAAUAAAUAUGUAUAAAGGUUUUAUAGUUAAUUUGAGAUAUAUUUUUUUCGUGUAAUGUAUAGUUGUUAAUCCAAUUUUAUUUUUUAUAUAUAUAUAUAUUUUUUUUUUAUAAAAGAAUAUUUUUUUUUUCUAAUUUUUAUCUCCUCUUGAAUUGAAUCUCCAUUUAAUAUAUGUAUGAUUUUAUCUAAUUUCUCUUUGAUAAUAUAAAUUAGAAUUAAUGUUUUAAGUAGAAAAAUAAGUUACAAUAUCGUAAACACAAAGUGUAUGUUUCUAAAUGUAUUUCAAUAUAGUUAUAUAGUAGUCCGAUAUCUUAAUUAUUUAUCUUGAUAUUUUCUUUAUUUGCUGUGGAUUUUUACAUUUAUAUUCCACAAGUUUAAACUUUCUAUUAUGACGGUUCCAACACGCCUUGAUAACCGGAACCAGAAGUAAAGAGAGACGUCUGGACGUGAUGACGCAGGACGCGUCCUGACGUCAAACCUGGAAAUGAAGUGCCGUGAAUGCGGCGAAAAGAGCGCCAAGAACAGAUUUAAAAAGACUGCACGCCAGAGUCACUUGUAUCACCUCCGACGAAGGCACAUCGCCGAAACGCGUUAAGUGCACUAUUUUGGACUAUUCUAUAUUACUUUCCCGUAAUUUUAUUUAUCAUCUUUUGUGAAUUUUUUUUAUUUUUUUUUUUUUUUAAUUGAAUUUUGGAGUACAAAAAAAAAUGUGGAUACCCCUGAACCUGCGUUCCUGGUGGUACAUCAGAUCAAGUUUUGGGAAGAACCCAGCUAAAGUCCAAGCCGUGAUUUGCUCAAUGCGUGCAGUCCGAGCCAGCUUUAUAAGUGGCUCCACGUAUGUGAGUGAGACUAACACAGAAAUGUAAAGUGUCUUAUUCAUAACGUUAUUGCCCUAUGAUGUUUUCUCUUUAUUUCAGAGAUUUAUUACAUUUUGGGUAAUAUCAUUUUAAUUUCUUUGAGUGCUCUCACCAUUCUUUCUGUUAACUAAUCACUUCUAUCUGUUUAGUGGUUAUUGUGGCCCACUAAGGUGAUUGUAGCACCAUCACUUUAUUUACUUUUAGGAAAUUUCACUUGUGUAUUGUAUUUUACUUAAGAAAAUUUAAAUGUAGAAACACAUACUUUGGUUUGCAGCUGGGCACUCCAUCUUGGCUGCCUGUCAAACAUUGUUAUAAGCUUUGUCCUUUGCACCUGGCAAAGGAGAAAUGAAACCGUUUUGCCUCAUUUUCAUUUGCUGUGUUUGCUCUGGCUGUGCCUUGUCUGGACUAGAUGAUGUACUUUGCUAAAUUAAUAUCAUUUUUAUAAGAAAACACGUCUCAUGAAAAAAGCUCAACACAAAUGAUUACCAGUAUAGGUGAUUUUCAUUGUAUUGAUUGAGUAAAUUCCACAGACAUGACGUGACUUCUCCACUUUAAAAUUAACCAUAACCUUUUUGGUUGCAAUUUGUAGAUACAAAGUCAAAUUACAAAGUCAAUAUUACAAAGUCAAUAUAUAUAUAAUUUUUUUAAUUAUUUUUUUUCCUAAUUAAAUUUGUUCUAUUUCAGCUCAGCGAACGAGCACGUGAGCGGAAGGUACCAGUCACGCGGAUCGGCAGGCUUGCCAACUUUGGAGGUAUUACUAGCUUUAGAACACUUUGUAAAAGUUUGCAAGUGGAAUUCUAACAGACAAGUACCUUUUCAAGUAACCAAACCCCAAAUUACGUAAGUCCUUGGCGCAUUGUAAUUGAGACCAUUGCAGACAAUAAAGCUCUUGUUAAAGGUUAUAUAGACACACAUAAGUACUGUCUCCCAGAAUCUUUUGUGUUCUGUCAAUUGGAGGACCAAUUGGAUUGAAAUAUAGUUAUCUACCCUGUUCAGUAAUAGGACUGGCACACACUAUACAUCAGGGGUGUCCAAAUAUUGUAGAACUACAACUCCCAUGCCUUUUUAGAAUGACAAAGGGUCAUGGAAUUUGUAGUUUUAAAACAUCUGGGGAUUUACCUUUCGGGCAGUUUGGUGUACAGACUGUAUUUACAGUGCAUCCAUUGUAACCUGUCUUCAAUCUGGCUAUGUUGUAUGCGACUUGCUUGAUUAUGCAUGGAAGCCAGUAAUUUUCCAUUUUGAUAAUUUAAUUACUUUUGCUUUAAAGUAUUAAAUUAUGUUUUAAAUUUGUGAAACCGAAUAUGAUUGAAACAUUCGCUGCGCUGCUUAAAUGGCAAUAAAUUGAUUCAAAAUGCACAAAUAGUUUUUAAAUAUCUCCUGUCUCUUUACCUCAAGUGGAAAAUAAGGGCAUUUAGUCACAACCUAUAGCCGUGUUUUAUAUCCAAGGUAGCUAUAUUUCUGCCUGACUUUAUACAUUGGAUGGCUAAAUAUCUAUAUCACUUUCUGUGUUUCUAAUCUGAGCCCUGACCAGUUUUUUUUGGGAUAAGCACCCUAACAGCCAUUCAUGUUUUAGAUUCCUAUGGAAGCUCUAUCUUUGCUUCCUCUGGCACCUUUUGGGUUAAAUCUAAAAAUGAAACCGACUUUGAUGUUUAUCCUGGAUUUCUAAUUGUGACAUUAGCUAUUUAUUAAUUGUGGCUGCCCAAGCCUGUUGGCAGACAGGGUCGAAUUGCUCUGUUUAUCUCAUUACCGUUGUGGCCCCACGUUUUAUUAUUCUGUUUUCACUGUUCACCUUGUUGCUCUCUAAUUUAGCUCUACGAGGGGGAGGAUUAUUAUGCCAAUAAUGUAGUUAAUAUAUUUACUGGUUCUGUAUUCAUUCAUACAUGACUUUGCGUGGAACUUAAAAUGACCUUUUCUGUUUCUCCUACAAUUAUCCUUGACUUUUUCAGGGUUUGAAUCUUGCAUUUUUAAAUCUCCAAAUGAUUGUUUUUGGUGGCAUUGCACAUUUUGAUGAUCUGAUACCUAUAGAAAUUUGUGUAAUUUGUGCCUUUUCUUGGUGCAGGUUUGGCUGUUGGUCUGGGUUUAGGCGCGUUGGCUGAAGUAGCAAAGAAAAGCUUAACUCCAAAAGCAGAGGACAGUAACGGUAAGUGGCAACCUGGAAAUAAUUAUUUUUAUUUUUUUAUUUUAAUAUGUAGUAUAGUACUGUAUGUAAAGUACAAAUGUUUUUUUCUUUUACAUUUGAAUUUGUUCCUGAAAGCUUUGACUUAAAAGAACUCUCCUAUAAACAUAUCCACUAUCAGGAAAUAUGCUGCAAGAACCACAGUUGGACACAGUGUUUACGAACGUUUAGGGUUUUGUACCGUAAUUCAGUGUUAUUGGCAGUAACUGUCAGUGUGCAUGUUUGGUGGAGAUGAACUGUUGCAUUACCAGAGGGCAAAGCCGCAGUUGAACAAUCUAACCAUUAAGGCAGGCUAGUGUGAAUUCUCAAAACAUGAAAUCCGGUUGCCUGCUGAUCAAAUCAUUGUUUUAGGCUUUUACAUUUUUUUAUUUCUUUUUUAAAUUGUAUUUAUUUUUUGUAGUUUUGAUCUAUUUUUAUGAAUUUGGCUUUCGUUCUCAGUAGCCCAUGAGGCAGAGGGAAUGUUGGUCUGUGGUUUACAGUGCUACAUGCAGUUUUAUAAGAGCAAACGUAUAGUAUAUGUUGAGUAUAUACAUUUAUAACCCUUCAUGCUACCAGAGUUACUAAUCUUUCAAUAUUAAGACAAUGACGUAAGGAAAAUCCCUCUGUAAAGGUAUCGAUAAACUAGUCACAAUAAAUCUGGCAUACAGAAUGAUAUUUCAGGUCACCAUAGGUAGCUGGUACGAUUACCAGAAUGCCAGGUAACCCGUAGAUUUAUUUCUAACCUUCUGAGCACUUCAAAACAUUUAAAAUAUUUCCUAAAGCAAGUUUUCUUCUGCCAGAAAAUCCAUGCAAUCUUUAUUUUUAUGACCGGGUUAUUAAUUAAAGCAUGAAUUGUUAGGAAUUAAGAGUACAUUUCUAAUUUUAGUGCACAAUACUUGAUUUGGCAUAAUUAAACUAAUUAUUUUUAUUUUUUUUUCUCAUUUUUGAAUUUUGUCCCAAAAUUCACACUUGAGUGAAUAACCCUGUGUUGGUACCAUUCCUAUGGGAACUAAUACCUCAGACCAUUUUAAAGGAAGAUGAGGUAAUGAACCCACAAAUAAACUUGCCUUCAUUAUCCCGGAGUGCUGCCUAUGUUCCUCUUCUUUUGAUCUCAGCCAAUCACAAUGAGCAAACACUGCCCUGGCCAAUCAGAAUCUCCUUGUGGAGAACAAUUAAUUCAUUGCAUCUCUGUGAGGAAAGUUUUGCAUGGAGACAUUUAAUGGGAAAAAAAAGCCUGCGUGGACUGACUGUACUCACCAGAACAUGUAUGUGUGUGUGUAUAUGUAUGUAUGUGUGUGUAUAUAUAAUGUGUGUGUGUGUGUGUGUGUGUGUUUUUUCACUCUAUUAUGUAGAUGCUUUAGAAAUGCAAACAAAAAUUCAAAUACAUUACUUGCCUCCUGAGAUCCUGAUAUUUUCAGUCUUGGAUAAGCGAACUAUAUUUAAGUAGAUUCCUCUCUUCCCAGAACUUUACAAAUCGGGAGCUUCUAAUUUUGGUCUAUGGGGUUUGAUCUUUUCUCACAAAUCUCUGUCCAUCAAGGCUUUACAGGGUAAGACGUUUAUCUCCAGCAGCUGCUGCUAGUUUUAUGAUCUGAGCAGUUCAUUAAUUGGUGUGGUGGUGGACUGCAGAUCCCUGCAGUUAUAACCACUGUCAGAGCUGUGUGAGUGCAAUAAUACAAAGUUAUGUUGCUUAGUGUGACACUUUCACUUUUUGACUGGAAAUAACAUAGUUCUGCCUCAUACUCCUUUAUACCUGCUAUUCAACAGUCACUAAUUCUACACUGACUUGUUUCACCUUUCAUUAUCUCUUUCCAAUCCUCCAAGGUGGGGGGUGGGGGAGACGGGUAGGAAGAUUUUUCUACUUAUCUACCCACGGACUACAAAUGUUUUACUAUAAGCUUCAAAGGUACUUAAUUCUCCAAUACAGUGUUAUACAACAUUCACCCUGAGUGUGUUGGCCAACAAAUAGCACAGACUCUGUCAAAGCUCAUUUGAGAUGUUCCACCUUUGAAAUCCGUAAAGGGACACUAUAGUCACCAGAACAACCAUAGCUUAAUGUAGCUGUUCUGGUGUCUAAAGGCCUGUCCCUGUCGGCUUUUUGCUGUGAACACUGCUUUUUUCAGAGAAAAGGCAUGGUUUCCAUUCUGCCUAGGGACACCUCCAGUGUCAGUCACUAAAAUGGUCACUAGUUGUGUUUCCUGGGUCAAUGUUGCAUAACAUGCAGCACUGAUAGUGAUGGGCUAGUACAAAGUUACCUUUUUUGGCAUGUCCCUGUUAACUGCAAUUGGCUAGAAGACCUCUCCUACAAGCCUUUAUAUCCUAAGCUUCGCUGUAGUAAUCUCACCAUUUGAAAGUCUAGAAGUGUCUCAAAAGCUGUUUACUUAAUUGACUAAAAAGAUUAAAGUACUGACAUUUGUCUUGUGAUGUGUUUACCAUGUAUAACCCAGAUGUAUAACUUUUCUUUAAGUUCUAGGCGGUUGGGUUGUUCACACAUCCAUGUUUUUGGCUCACUCUGUGUUUUGAUAUUGUUUCAGAAUUUUCUUAAACCAGAAGGGGAAAAAAACAAAAACUCACUUUCCAGAGUUUACACAAUUCAUUGCAAAAUCCCUGUUUUUUUUGUUUUGUUUUUUUUUGUAACUCCUGCCAGCUGUCCCGGUUUCCUCUGCCUGUGCAGCACUACUUACACUGACAUUACGAUUACUGUUGCUUGGCAGAUCUGUUCCUGGCCAAAACAAAGUGUAGAAGGGAGGGGGGAUGGAGGUGUGGAAGGCCUUGUCUCUUCUGAAACUCAUUUUGCAUUUUGUUUCUCUUUUUGGCGUGAAUGAUUACUUGCCACACAAUUGAUUCUUUAACAUGUGAUGGCUUGUAUCAUAUCGCAAUACAUCCCAAAGGUGUUCGCGGUAGAUUAGUGUUUGUGUCUCACUGUAUGGUUUGAGGGCCUGGUCUUUGUAAGUCACUGCAAUACUUAUUAAUCUCCAUUGGGUCCCUUUCUGGCCAAUAUCCCCAUUUCUCUUUGCAGUGUCCCUUUUCCAGUAAGCACAAUGUGUAGUGAAAAGUACCAGAAGUCCAUUUCUAGUGAAUAGAACUGGACAUUGUAGCGUUUCUCUAUCGCCAUGCAAAGAAUGGCUUAUAACAGCAGCUAUUUUAUCAAAUUCGGCAACCUUCCCUACAGUACGUCACCUCUGAUCAGGACUCUGGAAUUCCUUCUAUGCCUGUCUGUAUGCAACAAGCACAUUCAGGUUGUGAAGCGCUGGAAAAAAAAACAAACCCCAAAAAAACAGGUCAAGGUGGUUAGUGUAGGUUGCUGCCUAGAACAGUUUGGAUCGGCAUGGAUGCCUGUUCAAGUUGACUAGGGCUCAGUCUGAAUGGGAAGCACUGGAUCAUUCCUUGGAAUAAACCAGUUUCUGGGGUUUGUUUUGUAUCAGUGACUCUAACAAACUGGAACAGAGUAGAUAACACUAGAUCAAAUGAGCAAUGUAGUAAAUGGUAACCUAUGAUUUCAUUGUUGUGAUAAAUGUUACUGUUUUUAAACACUCAUAUUUGUGUUCAGCAAAGUCUCCCGAGUAUAACAAUACCCCCCAUGUACAGGUUUUAUGAUGUUUUGGAAAGUUAGAGUCAAUAUAGGGAUUGCCCAAUUCAGUUUUCUAUGGUGCCUUUUGAGACCACGUGGUAGCCCAGAAAUGUGAAUUAACCCCAUCAUGGCAUACCAUUUUCAAAUGUAGACAACCCAGGGUAUUCAAAAUGGGGGUAUUUCCAGUCUUUUGUAGUAGCUACUUGGUUACAAACGCUGACCAAAGUUAGCGUUUUUAUUUUGCUUUUGCAUUAUUUUACACAAAACUGCACUUUUACUGGUGAUAUCAUCGUUGUGAUAAGUUUCACUUUUUAAAACACUCAUAUUUGUGUUCAGCUACGUCUCCUAAGUAUAACAAUACCGCCCAUGUAAAUGUUUUAUGGUGUUUUAGAAAGUUACGGGGUUAAGUAUAGGGCUUGCCAAUUAAAUUCUCCUGGACUGUCUGCCGGGGUUGUCAUGCAGGUCCCUCAAAUUAUAAUUAAUAAAAUCAAAUAAUUAUGUAGUUAAUGUGUGUAAACACCCUUUUAUUUCCUAUAUGUAUAGUUUAUUCUAAGGAAAUUGGCACAAGCCAGGUCAAUUUGUCCAAAAGAAUUCCUUUAUUCAGUACUAAAAAGAAAACCUCCAAAUACGCGUUUCGCCGAUGUUGAUUUCUUUUAAAAGAAAGCCACAUCGGCGGAACGCGUAUUUGGAGGUUUUAUUUUUAGUACUGAAUAAAGGAAUUCUUUUGGACAAAUUGACCUGGCUUGUGCCAAUUUCCUUUAAAUUUUUAUUUACCAUUUUAAAAUAUAUUUGGAUUAUCUACUGCUGCUCUAGCGAGACCUCCUACCCUCUCUAAGAUUUUUAAUAUGUUAAAGAACCACUCUAGGCACCCAGACCACUUCAGAUUAAUGAAGUGGUCUGGGUGCCAGGUCCAGCUAGGGUUAACCCAUUUUUUCAUAAACAUAGCAGUUUCAGAGAAAACUAUUCUAUAGUUCAGAGAAACUGCACCCUCAGGGCACUAUAGUGCCAGGAAAAAGAGUGUGUUUUCCUGGCCCUAUAGUGGUCCUUUAAUAGCUUUCCCUUCCAGCACCCUGUUUUCUCUCCUGCAACUGUCAUAAAAAACAAAACACCAAGUACUUCAGUCAACAUUAUUCUCGCAAUCCACUUUUCUACCCCCUACCCCACUCCCUGUAGAUGUAAGUGCAAGGCCCUUUCUGUUCCUGUGUGUCUAACGCGUCUGGUUAGUUACGUGUCUGUUAGUCCACCCAUUGUACAGCGCUUCAGAAUUUGUUGGUGCUUUAUAAUAGGACAUUUCAAAUAAAACCGGCUAAAACAAGUUUAUAUGUGGUUUUCAAUGUUCUAGUUAAUUGUGUAACUUCCAGCUGUGAUUCCAAUAUAAACAGUAAACUAAUCUCAAACACAAUGCAGUACUCCAAUACGCUGCCAAUAUCCUGCCGUAAUUUAGCUGCAGGGUAGCAUUAAGCGGACUGUUCCUAUACUGACUUGGAGAUGAACUGAUCCAUGUGCCCUUUGCCAUUACUGGCUACUGCUAAUUGCUGAUCUACAGAACGGGAAUGUUGCAAGCCAAAACAAUGUGGUUUGAGAACUUGUUAGCAGUAUGAAGCAGUGUCACUUUAAAAUCAUUGCUCACUAUCUCUCCUUCCCCCCCCUUUUUUUUUUUUUUUUUAAACUACAUAUCUAUUUAAAAAUGCUGGGAGACAUUCAGUUUUGUUUAAAUGUAUUUUGGACCUUUUUCUCAACAAGCACUGCUUCUAAAGGUGACUGUUUUUACCUUUUGUUUCAGCAUAGUUAGCUGUAGAUCUUGCAAUGAUCUAGCUAUGGUCUUUCUGAAUAGAAAUUCCUGUUUAAACUCUUUUUUUCCAAUAAAUGGCAAACUUUGACCGCAUCAGAGGUAAGCAGUGGGUACAGAUUGCUUGCAGCUUAUAAAAGCUUAAACCAGAAAGGUUUACAUAUCUUCACCCAAUCCAUCUAUAGUCACGAAACCACUUUAGCUUAAUGAAGCAGUUUUGGAUUAUAGAUCAUGCCACUGCAGUUUCCCUGCUCAAUUCUGACAUUUAGGAGUUAAAUCACUUUUUUUUUUUUUUCUUCUGUUUAUGCAGCCCUAGACACACCUCCCCUGGCGGUGACACACUGUUUCAUUUUCAAUCAGAUGUAACAACUUUACUUUAAAAUAUAUUUAUCUUCUGCUAUGUAAUUUGAACUUUAAUUAUAUGUGGGAGGCUCUAGCCAGCUAUUAGCUGAGCAGGAUACAAGCAAUUCUAAAUUAAUCAGAACUUGCCAUAAAGGAAGUGUAAACAUUAGAUCACUCUUUACAGGAAGUGUUUAGGAAGGCUGUGUAAGUCACAUGCAGGGAGGUGUGAUAAGGGCUGCAUAAACAAAGUGACUUAACUCUUAAAUGGCAGAGAAUUGAGUAGUUGGGUUGCAGGGGCAUGAUCUACACACUAAAACUCCAUCAUUAAGCUAAAAAUGUUUUGGUAAAUAGAUUAACCAGACUACAAUUGUGGACAAGUAUUCAUAUAUUUUAUUUGCUUUUAAAUACUUGUUUAGAUUGGUUUAUCUGCAGCAGCUGCCAUGAAACUUGUAAUGCACUUAGAAGUAGAUGAGGGAAACCCCUUUCUAGGUCACGAAAAGACAAAUAAUAAUGGUACAAUAAAAGAGCAUAAACUUGAAUAAAAAUCCCCAUGGAAAAACAUCUGGGCCUAUAUGACUUGCAUGUCGAGACUAGUAGUAAGUGUUGGGAUAUGAGGUGAGGGCCGUGAGCUGAGCUUGUAUCGAUCUGUCCCUCUAGGGGCCUUAUGGUGGUGGCAGCUUGCUCUUGGGGGGAUAUUGGCCCUAAAAUGUGCUUACUCCAUGUUUGUUAACAUGGUCACCCAAACUGAACAUGGGACUUAAGAUAAAGAGGUAGGACCAGGAAUCCUUGCGUCUGAUUAGGCCCAGCACUAUUCUUUGCACUCUGCACAUGUUGAGAUUCACAAGUAGGCUAGCUAGGGUGAGGUUGUGAUCCCUAUUAGAAUAUGUUGGUACACCUGUGGGACCCACUACCAAAUCGGUUAGCUUGACUGAGGGACUGACUCCCAAGUCCAGCAGUGAUCAAUGCCACAACCUAGCAUACAAUUUAAACAUACAUUCUGACAUGACAUAAGGAACAAAGAUCACAAGGAUAAAACUGUAUUUUAUUUAUUUUUAAAUUUAUUUAAUGCACCCUUGGUAGUGUAUUCAGUCUUCACACAUCUGAGUGUUAAUUCGAAUACAUAUUGGAUAUUGACCAUGAACUAGGCUGGUAGGAUAUUGUAAUUGCAAGAUAUUCUCUUUACUCCCUGAAAACCCUUGGCAACAAAAUACUGCUUUAUUCAAAUUUUGUUUAUAAUGCUUCAAUCCAGCUCUGAGGGGGGGGUGGGAAAUCUAAAUUGCCAAUGUGCAAAGUGCCCUUGCUUGAACACAGUGAGUUAGUUGGUACCCUGUGCUCCGCUGUUUUUCCUUCUGACACUUUUAUUGCUGUGUGCUAGGCAAAGAAUCAUUGUCUUUUCAAUUACUGCUGUACAUAUACCCCUGGCAAAUUGUUUAUUAGUGAAUGAGUGGUUCUCCUCCUCUGUGUAUAAUUCUCUUUCCCUGAGGUUAAAGCUGAUCUAUAACUUUUAGGCUUCUUUGCCUAUUUCUCAAAGACCCCCAAAGUGACAGAUCUCAUCCAGUGGCCACGUGGUGCAAGGGCAGAUGAGUUUUAUUUACCCCCAAGCUGCUGCCGCCAUCUCCGUCCUGCAGAUCUUCAUUUGCCCAGAGUCGUGUCAAUGGUGUACUCUAGUCACGGGCGAGAGAACACUAAGGUCUACGGCUGCUGUGAUUGGACAAGUUGAUGGUGGAGCUCUGCCUUUUGUCAACGUACAAGUUUUUACUUUGUCUUAAGGUGUCUUUGGAUUGCAUUAGAAUUUCAGUGAAAUUCCAGUACAGAUUUACAUAGUUAAAGGGACACUAUAGUCACCCAGACCACUUCAGCUCAAUGAAGUGGUCUGGGUGCCAGGUCCCUCAGGUUUUAACCCUUCAGAUGCAAACAUAGCAGUUUCAGAGAAACUUGGGGUUAAUCCAUUCUCUAGUGGCUGUCUUCCAGACAGCCACGAGAGGCGCAUCUGCAAUGCUGGCGGCACAUUUCGCCUCCAUUGCGCAGAGCGUCCAUAGGAAAGCAUUGAGAAAUGCCGCGCGGCACUUGCUGCGCAUUCAGCUCCGCUGCCGUCGGAAGGGGGAGCCCAUUGCUGGAUUAAGGUAAGCUUCAGUGCCACAGCAGUGAUCCUUUAAAAAAGAGACAUGCAUUCACAAAGUUCAGCCUUUCUCAUAUGUUUUUGCUGUUGAUCUAAAAGAAAGCAAAACAAGUUUUGCAGCAACAAACUAGAGGGGGGAAUCAUUUUUGGGCCCCAGAACAGACAGUCAUCACCCCUCAAGAAGCCAUCACCCCACAGAUUAUAUCCCUGAAUAUUAUGUUUUUGAAAGCAUUCAUCCAGUUGCUGUUUAAACAUCUGUACAGACUCUAUAAAAACCACCUCUUCAGAGAAUUCCACAUCCUUAUUGUUCUUGCUGUAAGUAACCCUUUCCUUUGCCUUAGACGAAAUCUUCUUUCUUCUAGUUUAAACUCAUGACCUUGUGUCCUAUUUAUUAAUAGAUUUCCAGACAAUGGUUUGCAUUAGCUCCGAAUAUAUUUGUAGAAUGCUAUCAUAUCCCCUCUGAGCCUCUGUUUUUCUAAACUGAAUGUUAACCUUUUUAAAAAUAAUUUAAAUUGCUCAAUUCCUUUUUAUUAAUUUUGUGGCCUGUCUCUGCACUUUUUCUAGUGCCAUAAUAUCCUUCUUUAGAAGAGGUGCCAAAAAUUGCACAGUAUAUUCAAGAAGUGGUCUUAACCGUGAUUUUAUAAAGAGGCGAAAUUCUAAUUUUAUCCUGAGAAUAAAUGUUCCUUUUGUACAGGCCUGAGCCACUGCUGAUUGGCAUUGCACAUUAUUGUCUAGUUUGUUUAUAAUUCCCAAAUAAUCAGUAUUUUGUUAAAAAAAAAACAAACCAAAAAAACCUGUCAAAUGACAGAUGCAACCUUUGUAGCAUUUGAAGUGGAUUUUACAUAGAUGUGAACCGUGCUAAAUAUAUGUGACAUCUUACAACCCUCAAAAAUUCUCCUUAGUGCAUAAUUUGCAGGAAUUGCACUGGUUAUUGGUGCCAAUAAAUAGGUAAAUAAAACUUCUGAAAAUUUGAGGCAUGCUUUGUUUUUGAUCAGACCUCCACAAGCACCGUUCUUACAUUAAAACCUCUUGCAAUGCGUGUCUUUGUUUAGGUCCAAUGAAUAGCAUCCUAUAAAGGCACAAUAGUUACAAUAUUCCACUGCCCACUCAUGCCAGCUGGUUUGAAGCAGUACAGUUAGGAAUGUUCCCCUAGCAGGCUGUGUGUGUGGUUGGUUAUAGAGUUGCAGUGUGGUGAAGGGCCUAUUGUUUAUUGUAUAAACACAAUAUACCAGGCCAGCCAUUGGUAAAUAUCCAAACAAAGAUGAUCUAUCCCGAAACAGUAACCACAUCUUAAAUUUCCUUUGCACGUCUAGCCUCUCAUAUUGCUGUGCAACUGUAUUUGGGAGAUGCAGGGUUUAAAAGAACAUGUCAGUGUGUGUGUGUGGUUUUUUUUUUUUUGCAAUUUGGUAGAUAUACCCCAAAAGGACUAUAUGGGAGAAAAAGGCUUUGACUGCUGGAGAGGUGUCCCUCCAAUGUUUUUAUAAAAGUGCUGAUUUCUAUUGUAAUUUACUACUAAAGUAUUAAAAUGUGUGCUGUUUUCAGGUGAUUUUGGUGCUGGCAUAAAACUGUAAGUCCCUGUUUAAUUUAUAAUUAAAGGAACCCUAUAGAGUCAUAAAUGUGUAUUCCUGACCCUACAGUGUUAACACUAUUUAACCUCUUUGACCCUCUUAAAUAAGUUAGACUUUCCUUUAUUCCAAUGCUGGCCUUGCCCACGAUCCGCCAAGGAGGCGGAUCCGGGGUGUAGCCAAACGCCUACCUGGCCAAUCAGCUAUCCUCCUAGAAAUGCAUUGAGUCAAUGCAUCUCUCUAUAGUUAAAGUUCAGUGUCUCCAUGCAAAGGGGGGGAGACACUAAAUGGCAGUGCUGCACCUAGGAAGCAUUUCUAAUGGCCGCCCAAGUGACUGUCACUAGAGGUGUUAUUAGGCUUUUUCCUCUGAAAAGGCAGUGUUUACCGCAAAAGCCUGCAGGGAAAUACUAUACUCGCCAGAACUACAUUAAGCUGUAGGUGACUAUAGUGUCCCUUUAAAGUAUCCUAUGCAAAGUGUGUGUAUUCACAGCAUUUAGGGCAUAUUUGUAAAUUACAUUAUGAUGUAAAUUAUUUUUAUAACGUACCUUUUUUUUAAAUUUUUUUUUUUUUUUUUUUAUGCAUUUAUUUUAAAUUUACUUGUUUGUUGGCAUAAAGUGUUGGCCCAAUCUACUUGUCUAUUUAUCCUGAAACAAAAUAAUUUCAAAUUGGGGCCCCUGCUUAAAGCCUCUUUUGUGGCAUAUUUUCUAAAAAAUAAAAAAAUCAAAUAAAAAAAAAUAUAUAAUUUUUCACAAAUAAUAUCCAGUUGAAACAGGGGACAAAUAGCAGCUGACCUGAAAAAAAUGUUCAGCUCCACUCUAAUCACAACAUGGCUAUUUGUGUGUUUUUUUUUUUGUUUUUUUUCUUCUGUUUUGACAUUCAGAUUAGAUCAUCUAAUUUUUAGAAGUACCGACACAAAAGGGAAGAAGGGAAAAAAAAAAAGAUUCCCGUUUAACGUUUUCUCUAUAAUAUAAUUUUUAUUCUCCAACUUGGAAUACAAGUAAAUGACUAGAUAUAAUUUGAGUACAAUAAAAUUAUUGGAUAUAAUGCAGUAAUUUAAUGGUAAACUGGUUCCAUUCCAAACAAUGUUGUAUUCAGGAUUGGCUGAGAAAUUUUAGCCAUUUCCUGGUUCCGGAAUCUACAUACAAAUUCGCAAAUGAAUAAAUUUUUACAUUCUUUUACUGCGUUAUUUGUAAAAUGCACUAAAAUUUUCUCCACAACAGCCAAAGAUUUCUGCAUUGAUAUGCUGUCAUUUAAUUAUUAUUAAUUUAUUUAUUUUAAUUUUUUUUUAAAUAUAGGUAAAAAAUCUGUAAUGGAGUCCAGUCCCUUCUUGUCAGAGGCCAAUGCAGAGCGGAUUGUGAGGACCCUGUGCAAGGUCCGUGGAGCGGCUUUAAAACUGGGACAGAUGCUGAGCAUUCAAGGUGAGAUAUGAUCAAUUAUUUCAUUAUAGUUUCUGUAGCAUUUAUUCUCUUGAUGCAGUGGCGUCACUAGGGUGAUGUGGGGAGUGUGGACCUCAUCUGGGUGACACCACCUUGGAGGAACUUUCUCUUUUCGAGUAAUCCUCCUGGUGCCACCUCACUCAUGGCACUGGCGCAUCUCUGCAGGGAGGGCAAACGCUGUGAUAGGUAAAAAGCAGAAUGUGGCACGCAGUAUAUUGUGCCUUGCGUAGUUACAUUCUGGUGGUCUGUUCUUCCUUGUGGGUGGCUGCUGAACAGUAGCUGCCCCUUUGUGUCCCUAUCUGUCCCACUGGGGUGAGCAAUAUUUUUGACAAUGUUGCCACUGUCUGCUGCAUAUUACUACAGUAAGUUUGUAUAACUUUACUAUUAAAGUGCACAGUGAGAUAUGUAAAGUUAAUUUUUUUGUUUUAAUUUUAUUUUAAUGAUUUUAUACUUUUCUCUGGGACCUGCCUUAACUUCAGUGUGUUCAUGUGCUUGUAUGAUUGAUUGUAUGUGUCUGUGUGAGUUUCUCUAUGACUGUGUGUCCUUAUGACUGAGUAUGGAAUACAUUGAUGUUCUUUGCACAUUAAAAAACAAAAAUUUACUUAGCUGGGGGUGACACCAAGAGUUACCACACCGGUUGACACCAACCCUUUAGAUGCCACUGUCUUAAAGGACAGGGAGUUAUGCAAAAUAAGAAAACUAACACAACCCCUCUGUGUCUUGUAUUCUGGUGUUUCAGAGUUCUGGGAUGCCAGUGCAUCAAUUGUUGUUGCAGGUUUUUUGGUAUGUUUUGUUUGGCUGGAACAUCAGAUGUCCUUGGCAAGGUUUUUAGACACUAUUUGAACACCUGUAUGAUAACAUUUGCCACACCUCUUUUGAGGCAUAUCAUGUUCUUUAAAAGAGGUAAUGUGUUUGAUUACUUACUCUUUCCUUCCUUCUGAAUGAGUGCAAAUAACAUUGUAACAGUUAUUUAGUGAUCACCUUUACUGUGAAUUUUAGUUGUUUCAGUAAAACCCCUCAGGUGAUAUAAACGUACAUUGUGUAUUAAUGAUUUUGGCCUGGAUCUCUAGCUUAGUCCUGGGUAUUGUAUUGGUACUUAUCUCCUCUAUUGGGGACAACAUGGCCUUCAGGAAUCCUUGUUGCAGGAGGUAAAGAUUAUACCGACGAGACUAUAACUGCUGGGGGUCUUUAAAACGCAGUUUGUAUGUUUAGUUGUAUCACGGCUAGUUGGUUCAGUCACUGGGAGGCCUUAUUUGUGGUGUCUGCUCUGUUUGUUUUGGGUAGCUUUAAUGGUUCCUGUUGUGAGGCUGCCUUUAGACACCGUUUUUUCUGUGGUUUGAAAGACCAAACACUUGCAGGUCAGAAAUGGUUUCUUAAUUAAAGGCUUAUUCAAAUUCUUGGUGGAGUUUGUUUCCUUUUGUUCCCUCUUUUAUUAUUUUCAAACACCCGCAAACAAGAUUAAAUCGGGAGCUGUAAAUCUCUGCUAAAUACAUGAGUGAUGCUAUUAAUCUGACCAGAAUGUUCCAUCAUCUUCACUCUUGGACAACCUGACGUCCUGCAGGUAGAGGAAAAUCACAUAAUCUUACCUAGUUGUUUUACAUUAACUCCUAAAUAACCAAUGAGUUUCUGUGACAUCAGGAGUUGGUAAUCACUAGUAUUGAGUAGUAACUUACUAACUUUUAGAUUUGACAAAGAUCCACUUGGUGCCAAAAGACUACACAGUCUGUCUUUUGGUCUAAAUAAAACUUUCAGUGUAUAUGGACUUGCCUUAUUGUAUUUUCUUAUUAGUAGAUCUAGGAGUUGGGGUCACCUACACACGGUCCUUCUGAAUUACUUGCUUACCAGGCUAGUGACAUCUAAUAACAGCCAUUUUGUAACAUCAGGGCCUUUUAAAGCUAUUGAUGCCAAGUAAGCUGGAUCUUCCGUGCUGGUAUGUCUUCAGUGUCUGUAUUGUGGUGAGGAGUAACACUGGAUCUAAUGAGUCUAAUGUGAAUAACCACUUGUGCAUGUUGUAACAAUUUUGCCAAUUCUUUGCACAUUGGAUGUCUGUCAACACACACAGCAUGCUGGAGACAGGUGUCCAAUUGUGGACUGAACAACCUUGUCCCACUUUGCACAAUGCCUCCCCUGCGUCCCUUCAUCCCCAGUGAUGGAGAGUGACACCACCAGAGGAGGACUCGGCUUCUGUAAGAACAUGGCGCUUUAAUGAUGGUUAGGGUUCUCCGAUCAAAAAGUGUUUUAUUAAAACAUUGUUUUUCUGUAACCUUUAAUAUUAAAUGAAAAGCCAAGGUUUCUGGAAUGUCGUAUUCAUUCAGCGUUCUCUCCACACAGCUUCUAAUUUUAAUAAGCAGCCUGCAGGGUGUUCCGUGCUAAUAUUAGGGUCUCUAAUUUCUGAGAUUAUUGCUUUUUCUGUGGGUGUUCUUAGUCUCUAAUCCUAAUGCUCCUAAUCCCACUGAUUGACGUAUCUGACAUGACAAAUGUCGAUCUUUCUUUCUUGUAACGCCCUGGCCGGUCUAGAAGCCCUUCUUGAUGUUAUUACCUGUCGGUUGACACUCUCUAGUGAAGCCACAUCUUACCUCUAUUGAAACAAGUUGUCCACAAUUUACUUUAUCAUUGUCCGCCAAGUAAUUGUAUGUCGAUCUGUCUAGAUUUAUGUGAGUGCCCAGUCUUUCUUUUCAUGUAUAGACAUGCAUUAAUCACAGCCUAUUAAAAAUAACUGCUGCUACUCAAAAUUCCAGGCGCCCUUUGGCUGUUUCUAUAGCUUCCUGGGGCCCAGGGCUUGCACUUGUUCUGUAGGAAGUCUUGAACACUAAAUAUUAUAGCCGUUUCAUACAUCAGAGGGUUUACACUGAGCCAUGCUUUGACCAGGGAAAAGUGGCCAGAAUAGCAGAUCUGAAAAAGAAAAUAACCAAUUCAGUUUGUCUGUUUUGGCCUAAAAUUCACAAUAUCCUGACCUUUUUGAACAGUUUCAGAUUACUGAAUAAGCGUUAUUGUUUCAGGAUAUUGAGUCUUUGUUCAUGUUGUGAUUGUCAUCUGGUAGGUAUAUUCCGUACACCUCCCUUCCCUAGACUUACUGAGAGCCUAAUGAAAGUACUGGUCAAAUGUCCCCACUGAGAUUGCUCUAGGAUUGAGGACACUGGAUGUCAGCAUGUCUAGGGAGGGUUUAUUUAACUUAGAACUUAGAGAAUAGGUGAACAAUUGACCUGAUACAGCUGUGAUCUGAUGAAAACUCCUUACUCUUAUUCUGGAGAAACAUUAACCUUUAAAUCAUUAUGGACAUGCAUUGCGUACAGGCUUCAUAAAAUGUAAUGGCCAUUUGGCAGCCAAUGGUAUCCAUUCUGUGGCCCAGAAUCCUAUUGAUGACCCCUGAAAUUAUCUUCUUAUUCUUCCAUGUAGACAUGUUAAUAUUUCAUUCUGUUCUAUGCGAUCCUCCUGAGAACAAUUCCAGUUGCUCUGCCCAACCAUCCUAUUCUGCCAUUCCUAUGCAUUCUCAGCACCACCUACAUCUGGAGACAAAGGUUUCAUAGAGGCUUCUGUGCCACCUGUUAACCAUUACGCAAGGGAGUGUCCCUGAUGUUAAAGGGUUACCAUGAAAGAUCUCUAGAUUGUAAGCUCUGUCAUAUCCAACUUAUUCUGUUUCCUUUGUUGAAUUUCCUCAUUGAUAAUAUUUUGAAUUGCUGUGGAAGAAGCUUGUGCUAUAUAAAUGUCAAUAAUAUGAACAGUGACCACUUCAGUGAUUUGCUUUUGUUUAAUUCUUUAAAUGUUGACUGGUCUGAUCAGGAUAGGAAGGAUUAUUCCAAUAAGAAAACACUCGUUAUGGUUAAAGUAACACUUUCAGAAAUAUAUAUCUGGAGAAGGACAGGCCUUUGAAGCCUUGGGCCAUCCAAAAAUGACCGGUAGAGGACUUGGUAGCUGAAAAUUAUAAAGAGUGGAGCUGCUUCUUUCAGAUCACAAAAUAGCCUGGAAAUCUAACAGAAAAUCUGAUCUGAAAAUGUCUUCAUAUUGUUUUAAUGGUAUGCCUGUCAGGUGAGACUGUGCAGGUUUUCUUCUCUUAAAGGAAUAGUUCAGAUAAUUUAGUUUGCUUUAAACACAUUGACCCAUUUAAAGUAAAAGUCCCAAACUACCUGUUUGUGUAUUUGACAGCAAAGGUCUGUUGUGUAAAUCCGUGAGUCAGUAUGUGUUUGUCUCCCAUAAAGCCCGCUCUCCAGUUUGCCAUAGCUGAGUUCCAGCUAAUAUUUGAUAUGCCAGUACAUUUCCAUUUCUGGGAGAAGCAGUUAGUUAUGUAUUAUUAAUAUACCCCAGGCUAAAUAUUGCCAGUAUUAACCACGUCACAAGAAUUUGGCGAUGACGAAAGGGGGGCGGAGCUUGCCGCGCUAUCGCAUGGACGUGUUCUGAGUGAGCUCCGUCCGAGCCGACCGGGAAUCCGCUAACAUCGGGCACAAACAACACGAUGGGCCACCCAAAAAGAGCCUCCACUGCCCAGCACACCACCUCUAAGCAGCCGGUAACCAAAUCCGGGGCGCUCACGAAAUUUUUCCGCGAUAAUGCGGACCACCAAGCCGGCGCGCUAGGCCCCAAUAUGGCGCCGGAAUCCCCGCACGACGGCUCAGCCCCUUCGAGCCCGGAGGGCUCAGAUGCCUCACAAUACCAACCAGAUAGUGGCCUGAAAGAAGUGCUGCGCAACCUGCCAUCCAAGGCAGACAUCGCCGCCAUGCUAGACAGGCUGGAGGUAUCGUUCCAGACCAAACUGGAAUCCCUGGGAUCUGAUAUACGCCAAGUGAAAGAGAAGGUAAACACCCUGGAAGACGAUAGAGACUUACUGACCUCACAAAUGCAUCACAUGCAGGAUACAAUUCAAUCACACACAAUGCAUUUAUCUGCCAUGCACAGAAUAAUAGAUGACAUUGACAACCGAGGACGCAGGAACAACCUGAGAAUCAAAGGGCUGCCCGAACAAGACCAAGAAGACCUCCAUGCCACGUUAGCCGACAUGUUUAACCGCAUCCUGGGUCAAACGGAGGACACACCGAUCCUGUUGGACAGGGCGCACAGGGCCUUAAAGCCUCGCGGUACCCAGAGAGACCAGCCGCGUGAUGUGGUAUGCAGGGUACACUAUUUCUCCACAAAAGAAGAAAUACUUAGAGCCCUGCGACAAACCUCACAACCGCUACUAUAUCGGAAUGACCCCAUCCAAAUCUUCCCUGACCUCUCCUGGCACACACUUCAAGCACGCCGCACACUGCGCCCUCUCACGGAAGCGCUAAGAGCCAGGAAUAUUCGAUACAGAUGGGGGUUCCCCCUCGCUCUCAUUGCCACACACAAUGGCAAAACGCACUCACUUUCAUCAGCACAAGACAUUCGGAUAUUCACAAGAGCUCUUGACCUUCCAGACAUCCAAAUCCCCGACUGGUACGGUGUCAUGCCGACAGCUCCAUCAGCCCCACUGCAACAGAGACAAAGGUGGCAAACCCCGGGAAGGAAGAGGAGGAAUGACCGACCAGAUAACUCGCCAAGCUCCAGCCCACCUACAUGCACACAAAAUCGCCACUAAAGUCCUUCAGCUCGCCCAGAUUGUGGACCGCCAUCACUGAACCGACUUCAUGCUAUUCCUCAUCACUACCCUUCUAAAUGAACUUUCUACACGCAAAGACCAUCUCUGACACGUCUUCUCCGGCCUCGACACUCCCAGCAGUGCCCUCUCCCAUUGGCACAUCCCAUGCGGACCCUGUGACGGGACUGAUUGACUACCCUCCCGGUUUACUCAUCUGACACCGGUCCGCCACCCACACGGACCCUACGAGUGCUCAUGUGCUCCGCCACCACGACCAGGGACACGUAAGAUGCUAUGCAACCCACUCCAAUCCUAUCCCCUCCGUCUACCCUUACUCCCACUAUGCUCCAUAUUAUGUACCCUACAAAAUUUUAACGUUCUAAUGUAUUAAUGAAAUAUCUUUGCAUGCACCAUUGUGAUGUAAGCCUUUCGGCCCCAGGGUCCCUUUUAACCGCUUCCAGCGAGGCAACUGCUAUAGGGGCACCAUCUCCCCUACUACCUUAAUACAGUGUUGAACGUUUACAAUCGAAUACGAUGUAUCCCACAUGGACCCUGUAUAACUCAUUGUACUUAGUGAUGCAAUUUCUGUUUUUUAAUAACGUAUCUUUUGGUGUCACUGAUGGGAGCCUUCCCACGCGCCUCACACCAGUUGUCCUCACCUGCGGAUCUACGCCCAGGACAGACCGAGGCGUGGGGGAAGACUCGGCGGACUGGCUCCAAAACUGUAAUAGACUGUUCUCUUCUUUGUUAGUUGUUUACUGUUCCUUUUGUUCCUAUCUCGUCACACUGGAAGGGGCCCAAGAGCGUAGCUAAACACCCGUCCUGGCCAACCAAGACAGGCUACUCAUAUCGCCAGAAGGUCACCCUUCAGGCCCCACACAAUCCCUAACACCCUCCCUCCCACCUAUAAGCCACUCUACAACAUCAUAACUCCCAGAGAGGGAUGCCAACCCCGAACCCCACCAACCGAAGUCGCACCUCACCACUCCAAGCAAUGACUGAGGGUCCACGAUCCCCAGCCCAUCUACGACUUUCUUCCAUACCACAGAGGAUUCCCCACCCCCGACCGCUCGGACGAAUCUCUCAUCUCACACGCAGAGAUCCCAUCUGCCCCCCCCCCUCCACAAACUACACUCUUCACACAGGCAUACACCCCCCCCCCCUUACCCGAGACGUCGGGUACUUUCUCAACAACUGAGUAAUCAAUACUGGAAAACCACCCCAGUAGAGAGGCAACUACAACAAUCCCCGGCUAUCACCUGUAAAUACCCGAGGACCGUUGCCAUCGCUACCAGUUGUCCUGGAAACACAUAACUCUAUAAGGACUCGCUAAACAGGUGUUUCCUUAUUUGUAAAUAGUUAGUAUUUUACUGUUUAACCCCCCCCCCUCCCCCAAGGUCCGAGUUCAAAGACCUUCCACCCUCCCACCCCUCCCAAAGACAUGGCCACUCUGCGAGUAAUCUCUCUAAACGCAAGAGGCCUCAAUCUCCCCGAAAAGCGCUCACAAGUGCUAUCAGAACUCCAGGCUCAGCACGCAGACAUAGCAUUCCUUCAGGAAACUCACUUCAAAGAAGGUGUAGCACCCACGCUCCAUAACAAGCGCUACCCCACAGGCUAUUUUAGCAAUUACUCAGACUCCAAAGCGAGAGGAGUGGCCAUAUUAAUAGCCGCCAACACUCCGUUUAUAUAUAAAACCCACAAAACCACGGCCUCUGGGCGGUUACUUAUGCUCAAAGGACAAAUCGGCAGCACCACGAUCACACUAGUCAACCUAUAUCUCCCUAACAGAAGACAGGGCAAAUCACUUAGCAAAUAUCUCCACAUGGUGGAGAGAUUCACAGAGGGUAUUCUUCUCCUUGGAGGCGACUUUAAUAUUUCCCUCGACACAACAUUGGACACCACAUCCACGGCCUCUUCCUACCACUCCACUGCCAGGAGAAGAAUCACCUCGCUUUUAGAUGACACACGCCUCUUCGACAUCUGGCGCACCACACACCCCACGGCCAGAGACUAUUCAUUCUACUCACACGCAACUAAAACAUACUCACGCAUCGACAUGCUAUUCACACAACACCGGUUUCUCCACUUAGUGCAAUCAUGUGACUAUGGUCCCAUCACAUGGUCAGACCACGCACCCCUGUCUCUUGCCAUUCGCAUCCCUAACCUGCCACCAAAAUCCUUUCAUUGGAAACUGAACGACCUACUGCUAAACAAUACUGAAGUCACUGAUAAAGCCCGUACCACUAUCUCGCAAUACUUCCAAGAAAACGCUCACCCCUCCACGUCACCCACCAUCCUAUGGGAGGCACAUAAAUGUGUCCUCAGGGGCCACCUCAUAGCGAUGGCCUCCAAACUCAAAAGACAACGCACCGAGAAAGCCACCCUACUACUAACUGAAAUUAGAACCCUGGAAAACUCCCACAAACGUAAUAACGCAUUAGACACAUACAAACUACUCGUUGAGAAAAGGUCAGAACUCCAACAAAUUACCAACGCCAAAUUCAAACAGCAGACGCUUUUUACUAAACACUCAUACUACUCCCAAGGCGGUAAAUGCGGACGCCUUCUAGCCAACGCACUCCGCGACACGAAACAAUCCACCUUCAUAUCCAAAAUCAAAACACCAUCAGGAGACACGUCCCAUAAACUCCCGGAUAUACUCAAAGCCUUCCAAGAGUUCUAUGCCGACCUCUAUAACAUACGUAAAACCCCACCAUCUAGACUCGAACUGGAGCAAUACCUUGCUCCCCGAAUCAAGCAGACAGUACCCAACAACCUCCUACAACACCUAGAGGAACCAAUACACAUAGAUGAAUUCCUUCAAAUUGUACGCACCUCUCCCCUAGGGAAAAGCCCUGGCCCAGAUGGCUUCACUACCAAAUACUAUAAGACGUUUUCAGACCUGCUCGCCACUCCCUUCGUGACAGCAUAUAAUUCCCUGAUCACCUCCCCUUCCCUACCAGACUCCACACUUGAGGCACACAUUACACUCAUCCCAAAACCCGGGAAAGACAUUUCCCUCUGCGGAAGCUACCGCCCAAUUUCCCUCAUUAACAACGACCUCAAACUCUUUGCCAAGAUUCUCGCCAACUGUCUCCGCCCCCUCCUACAGGGGCUAGUCCACCCUGACCAGGCCGGCUUUGUGCCCGCACGGGAAGCCAAAAACAAUACCACUAAGCUGCUCAACUUAAUACAUCUAGCCCACAGAUCGAACACACAGAGCCUACUAUUAGCGAUCGACGCUGAAAAAGCGUUCGACAGGGUGGACUGGUCCCUCAUGUUCGCCACAAUGGAGGCAAUUGGCUUCGGCCCCCACUGGCUACAAUGGCUACGCUCUAUAUACUCUAGGCCGCGUGCACGCAUUAGAGUAAAUGGCCAUCUAUCCGACCCAUUCCCAAUCACCAAUGGCACGAGACAGGGGUGCCCGCUGUCACCACUCCUUUUUGUACUCAUCAUGGAACCCUUCCUUCAAGGGAUUAGAGACAAUCCGGCCAUUCACGGUUUUAAGGUGCAAAAUCAUGAAUACAAGAUAGCAGCUUUUGCUGAUGACCUGCUGUUCACGGUUACACAACCGCUGAAUUCUAUGCCACAAAUCCUACAGGAAAUCACCUCCUACCAUAGGGUCUCCAACUUCAAAGUCAAUUAUACGAAAAGCGAAAUCCUCCCCCUAGUCCUCGCCAACUCCACCAAAUCCACCCUUGGAAACUCCCUCCCGUUCCUCUGGGCGCCCAGGGAUGUCAAAUACCUGGGAGUACACCUACCAACCCAUCUCACAGAUUUAUACGACCUAAACUUCCCACCACUGCUACAGACUAUUUCUCGGGACCUGACCAAGUGGCACAAACCACACUUCGGGUGGCUUUGCCGCAUUAAUAUUAUCAAAAUGAAUGUCCUCCCCAAACUUUUAUAUCUUCUCCAAACCCUCCCCAUUGCACUACCGACAUCCUUUUUCAACGACAUUAAGAAGACCUUCACCCGCUUUAUAUGGUCGCAUUCUCCCCCUAGGCUCACAUACAACACUCUUACAAGCCACAAACUCCACGGGGGCCUAGGCCUCCCAGACGUAGAACUAUACUACAAGGCUACUAUGUUACACAGAGUAUACGAAUGGACCAUCCCCAACAACCCCAAACAUUGGGUGAUCCUUGAAAAAUCUGCCUUUCAACAUCCCCUCCUCACUAUCCCGUGGCAAAGAACAGGGACAAUCUCCCUCUUGCAAGCUCACACAAAACACCCCACAAUCAUACCCACCCUUAAAGUGUGGUCACAAAUAAGAAAUAAACUAGGCAUAUCCCCCCACCCAUCUCCCCUCUAUCCACUGACUUACAACCCGGACUUCACGCCGGGCCUCUCCCCUUCCUCCUUUGCUGCGUUCCCACACACCCACUACCUGCAAUUACGCACCCUACUUGACGACCAAGGAAUUAGACCCCCUAACGCGUUCUGGGAAGAUACGCAACCUACGACCCUACAAAAAUUCCGCCACUCUCAACUCGCCCACUUCCUAUCAACCACCCCCAAUAUCCUCCAGGGACACCGGCAACUCACCUCAUUUGAACAACACUGUGUCUCCAGCGAUAUCAAAACGAAGCACCUCUCAUCCCUAUACAAACUGAUGCAAACGGAAAUAUCGCCCGUCCUGCCCAAAUACACAAAAGCCUGGGAAUCCGAUCUCAAUCUUUCCCUAACACAAUCAGACUGGAAACACGUGUUUUCCAAUAUACACAAAACAAGCAUGAGCACGCACACACAGGAAGGGAACUUUAAACUACUAUCCAGGUGGCACCUUACUCCUUCCAAAAUACACGCAAUCUUCCCGAAUGCUUCCGCGCAGUGCUGGAGAUGCCAACACCCCCAGGGAACCCCAAGCCACAUAUGGUGGACGUGUCCAGUCAUCCGCACUUACUGGUCCAAAAUCAUUAAGAUGAUUCACACCAUCACCAACGUACAACUACCCCAAUCCCCAGAAAUUGUACUCUUCCUCCUCCUCCCUCCAUCAGUUCCCAAGAACACAAAACCCCUAACCAGCCACCUUCUCACAGCGGCAAACGCCCUCAUCCCCAGCCACUGGAAAAAAUCAGAAGCGCCCACCAUCCGGACAUGGAUCAAUAAGGUUGACUCCAUACGCCUUUUAGAAGAAAUACACUACUCGAGGUCACACUCAUACAACACCUAUGAACGCACCUGGAGCCCGUGGCUACACUUCCUAAAAACUGAUGAGACCUCCAGAACACCAACUCCCAACUAACUUACUUAAAAAGCCUACACCCUCCCCACCCCCCCCUUCCACUCCCUUUAUAGUUUGACAACUCUGGCUGGACACAAUUUAGUGGGACUUAGUGGUUUCACAAAAGUAUAAAUUAGGAGGUUGAAUCACAUUUACUAUGGCAAAUCAACCAGCAACACCUGGUCUGUGAACCCACAGCACCCAGACUGGAACCUAUACUUACCGACCCCACCACAACCGGUACGACCCCGACACAAUCAAAACUAACUCAAUUUAUUUAUCUCCUUCUUUCACGCCUCUAAGAUCUCUAUAACCUACCUGACACAAAUAAGUUAGACAAGACCAGCCAGAGUGAAGUUAAUGCACAAUGUUAAAUGUUUGAAAAUUCACUGAUGAAUAUUGUUUAAUGCUCAGAACUAACCCAUAAGUGCAUAAUGGAAUGUGGACAUCAUACCUUGCGACCCGGAAGAAUUCUUCCAACGACAUUUCUCACACUACCUUGGCUCCACAACAUGACACCAUGUUCUGCUCAUUAUGUUAUUUACUCUAUGUUAACUCAAUGUACAACUCUGUUUGUAUGAAAAAUUUUGAUAAUAAAGACUUUGAAAUGGAAAAAAGAAUUUGGCGAUGACAGGCGGAACGAUUUCUCAUUACUACAAAAGACUCGCUGAUCGAACGUUCACAUGGGUCCCAGAUUUAUAGUUUCUGUUCUCUGUUUACAGGCUUGCUGUUGCUUCACUGUGAUGAUUUUGCCUGCAGAAUGGUUUGUUGCCCAACAAAUAGUCUGGGUACUGUGCGUGCCCAACAGUGACAGGUCGCUUUUUAAAUUUAUUUAUUUUUAUUUACCCCUGCUAGUGUUUCUAUCCUUUGACAUUGCCUUAAAAUAAAAACAAGCAUGCCUUGUGCCUUUUUAAAGAUGUUCAGUCCAGAGCAGAGAGAACCUUAAUGCUUGCCUAUCAUUCCAAGGGCACGGUCAUAUUGAUACUUAAAUAUAUUUUCACACCUCGCUGUAAAUAAACUAAAAUACUAAGCUACUUUCGUUUGACGGGUUUGUUUUUCUCUUAUGUUGCCAAAAGUGCCCCAAUAAUCAGUUCUGCCUAAAAAACAGAAAAAAAUGUCCUUUCCACCACUGAAUUAGACUUUUUUGCUUUUCUUUCAAUUUUUGUGAUGACCUUGUGUGACCGCUAUAUAAAGUGUAUGUUAAUCCUGAUCUCCAACUCCCAGUACUCUUGACUGAACAGGGUGAAUUUAUAGUAAUUGCUGCCAAAUUUAUAAACAAACCCCAAAAAAAAAAAAAAAUAUAUAUAUAUAUAUAUUAUAUAAUUUUAUUUAUUUAUUUAUUUUUUUUUUUACCUAUACGUCAACCCACACCCUUGUUUUAUAGUUUAAAGGAAAUGGGUCAUAGCUUGAAUCCAGAUUUUUAUUUUUAUAUUUUUUUUGACUCUGUGUACAUUUACCAUUGCAGUUGCAUUGAACUUUAAUCUGCUAAUAAUGUCCCCUACAUCAGUAGGUGUUUAUGCUGCUGUCUGUUGUGGUUGUGACGGUCGCACCGAGCUGGAAUCUUUUACAGUCUGCUUUGCGGAACAUUUGGAAAUUCUGCAAAAAACAAACUGGGGAUUAGCAGUUAAUUAAAAAUAACUUGUUCUAAAAAUGUGCUGGAUAGCAAGGGCAAUGUGUUUCAACGUUCUUCAACAUUUGAUACUUCCUUUUGCAUGACAGAGGUCCUUUAAACAUGGUCAUUGAGUGAGCUCACCUUUCACAUUGCAUCCCAGUUGUUCCUACAGAGUCUCUUAAAUAAAAUACUGUUUUUUACAUUUUUAUUUCUGGAGUAAGCUCUGCAUUGUCAUAAAAUAAAUAGUGAAUAUCCAGGUUGAGAACAAUUGGACUUAUUGGCACGACACCCAUAUCAUAAAAAUAUUUCUCUAAAUGCAGUCAUCUACAACAAUAGGGGAUAAUCCAAUUUCAUGUUAUGGGAAAACUUCAAAAAAAAAAAAAUAAAAAAAAAAUUCAACUCCUGAUCUAUACUGAGGAAUACAUUUUUAUUUUAAUUUUCUUUGCAAAACAAUCAACAUCCAUUUCUUUGCUGAGCUGUAAACACGGUGUGCUUGUGAGAUGGUGGAUAUGUGGCCAUAUUAAAGGGAAUGUCUGAUCAAAGAUUACCUUUGUUAAUGGUCUAGUGAACAUGGGCGUCCGCAGGAAUUUUUCUGGGGGGAGGGGCAGCAUUAUUGUAAUGACCUCCAUGCUUGGCUCCUUCUUGACAGUGUCAUAAAGGGGAGGAGCAUAUUUAUUAUCACAUAAAGCCAGGGUGAAUAGAGUUUUCAUACUAUGGUGUCAGGAACUGAGUGGGGAUCCACCGAAGGGCAGGCUAAUUGAGCUGUUGUCCACCCUCCGCACUCUCUGGCGACUUGUUUUUUUGCCCUGUCAGGAAUACAUGUGUGUAUUCCUGACACUAUAGUGUUCCUUUAAGCAAUUAAAAGGAACAUUCUGGUCACCAUAACAACUUCAUCUAAAUGAAAAUGCUGUGAUGCCAGGCUGCCUGGGUGCUCUUUCCUUUAAGAGGUUAAAACACUCAUAUGGUUUAACCCCAAAGGCUUCCUCCAGGUCGCUCAGUGGUAUUCGGCUUCUGAAACGGAGUGUCAGGAAUUGCAGAUUGACGUCAGGCUAGAGUGGUCAGUUGACGCUCUAAGCCAAUCGCUAGUUCCCGGUUCAUAAUGUUUUUUACUUUUUUAUGAAAGUGCCCCCCUCCCCCCCCCCUGCGGACGCCCAUGCUGACUUUUUUCAGAGUAGUUUGCACAAAUUCACUGAUACCUGUAAUUGGUGAAGUUUCAGCUCUGAUGGCAAUGAGCUAGCAGAUCCCAAAAGAUACACAAAUAUGGCACUUACAGAGUUCCCUAGAGUUGAGAAUUUCCAACGUUAAGCCAGUGUAACGGAAUUGGAAACAUUCUCAAAUUCCACCAUGUUUUCGGUUUGGCUAUUUUAGUGUAAACUUUGAGUUCCUGAUUGAUCACACUGUAGUAAAUAAUACUUUUAUUUCUUCUAGUUCGUGUAUGGUAGGCUCUUUUGUGUUGGCAUUAAUUUUCCUUUGCAUGCAUAGUACUACAUUCAUCAUACUUUUCACAGAUAAUACUAUAUAGUGGCAGAGGUGUAAAAGCAAGGAUGUGUACAUUUGUGUAGAGUAUACAAGAGUAAGGACUUGUCUGUAGAUCAAAAUACAAUGCCGUUUUCGUGGAGACUCAGAUAUGAGAACCAGCAUUUCUGCAUUUGAGGGAUCAUAGUUUUGUGAGGAGAAAACUGCACUACUCAUAUCUCUUAAUAGGAAGGGAGUGGAGCGUUUGGCAAAAGAAAAUUCUGAACAGGUGAUGAGGAAGAGCGGAAAGUGGCAAUGUAAGAACCAACCAGAAACUCUUUACUUUUUGGAUUCCGUGUUUGUUCCGCUUCCCAUGUAUUGUACAGUUUAGUAGGAACCUUGUUCCAAGUACUUUAAAUGUAUUCUAACCUGUAACACACCGUGUAUAACGCCUAUCCUUGGCAUUUACCAAGAUUUAUUUUAUCACUGUAGACUAGCAUUUCGUAGAAUGUAGCUAGAUUAGGGCGAGAACAUUUGCCGGGAUUGGCGGUGAAUAUAGUGACUUCUGUAAACUUCCUUUAGCCAUUGUUUAGCACUGCUAUGUUACUAUAACUGUUUAGUAGUAAACUAGUAAUGUCAUAAUACUGGUACAGUAUUCCAACAAACACAUACACAAGGUACAGUAAGGAAGUGAACAUUUUUAUUAAAGCAACGGUGUUUGUUUUUCUCUAGGUAUUGGAUAAUUGUGGUUUAUUGGGAUAGUCGCUGUAAUAAUUUUAGAUACGUAAUGAUGGUUCUAGUAUAGCCGGACACAUUCUGGAUAAAGUGCUAGCUAUUCCAGAUUGAAAUUUGAAGGGGACUUUAUUCAGGCACAGUCUGCCUAUUUUCUGUUUUGUACAAUAAUCUCCCGCCCAAAACCAGGACUUCAUUCUGAAAAUGACAAUAAACCUGAAAGAAGUUGGUCUGUGAAUUACCUUCUGGAUGAUGAUGAUGAUUAGUGUCUGUUGUGAAUGAUUGUAGAUCUUGUAUUUAUGUUCUCUUUAUGCCAAUGCAUGUUGAAAUUCAAUGGCUGUUGGAGGAGCACUGUGAGUUUAUCUUAUGAAUUCAAUGUGUUGGGGAGUGAGGGGGGAACAAAAGGAUUGUACUCCUCAAUAGGUUUUAUAGCGAAUAGCUUAGAUCAUUAUUAUUUUCAUUCUGUAGAUGAUGCCUUUAUCAAUCCCCAGCUGCAAAAGAUCUUCGAGAGGGUGCGUCAGAGUGCAGACUUCAUGCCCAUUAAGCAAAUGAUGGUGAGUUCUAGCUUUUCAUUGUUUGAAAGGCAAAUGUAUGGUUUUAUUUAAUGAACCAGGAAUUGCAAUUCUUUGACAAGGCAAUGCUAUUUUGUAUGGGUUUUUAAUGUUCCCUCUUCCAUACUCUCCUUCCACCAUCCGAAACAAAAAAUUACCCAUAACCGUUAUGUGAAGGCAACAUUCCAUUGGUUAAGCGAAGUGUCUGUCUGUACAUUAUUGUUUUUCUACAUAUCAUAUGUCUAUAUCUCAUUAAUUAGUAUGAUGGUUAAUGUCUUGUAGAAAACAUUAAACGCAGAUCUGGGCCCAAACUGGCGAGACCAGCUCGACUUCUUUGAAGAGCGUCCCUUUGCUGCUGCAUCCAUUGGACAGGUCCAUCUCGCCAGACUCAAAGAUGGAAGAGAGGUUGCCAUGAAAAUUCAGGUAGGUGUGACUUUCCUGGAGCUACUGUGUUGAUUAUAUACAAUGCAAGCAAUGGGAUAGUGCUAGGUUGAUAUGCUUCUCCGAACAUAUUGGAAAGGGGACAUGUUUUGGUGUUUUUCAAAGGUGUUAAGGAAUAUCCAAGACUUAACUGAUGACAUGCUAUGCCAUCUCUAGAGUGUUUUCUAUACAGUAAUGUCCUUAUUGUAUAAUAGUGUCAACAGCUGUAACUAUUCUGUUGUCAUUACAUUAGGACAUUGUGUCACUGGUUCUGUAAGGUCAAGAUUGUUAUAGCAUGUAAACGAAUAGUGGGCUGGAGCCUAUUAAAUGUGUAAUGCAGUGGGGGUGGGGCCUGAUAGCCAAGAUGGCCGGACCUGAUUUGUUUGAAAGCUCCCGCAGACAAAAUCCCACUAAUCCUGUCCAAACAGAAGCCAGAAACUUAAGGAGCUUGGAAGGUGAGAUAGGACCUAGCAGGGAACAGAAUGAUACCUGUCCCGCGCCGAUCCGCACUACAAAAGCCUGAACCGGCCAUGCGCCCUAAAACGGCGGGAGUUAUCCAGGUCCUCGCUGGGGACAAUCACCCCCAAUCAAGCGACAAAGCCCACAGACAGGCAGAAAUGACAGGGCCUAACCAAGAUGGCGGCUGGGAUGCGGCCCGCAAUGGGGAGAACCCACAUUAAGCCACCAACACCUACUCUAGAGUUCUUUGACUGGCUUGGCGCUAGCCUCUGGACAGAACUCCAUACCAAAGGCCGGAUCUUUAAGCUAGCGUUGAAACAAGCAGCGUCAUGGAUUCGCCCUACAAUCCGACGCCAACUAUGCAGACACCCGCCCACAGCUCCCAUUGCGGUCUCCCGACGGAGGAGAAACAGAACACGCUCGAGCACACACCAGUGGGGGACCACCCACCUCACCGGACCCACUCACCACCCUACGGCGUCUGAAACCACCGACCAUCAGGCGGAACUCGCCACCUCCCAGGCUCACACUUGGGAAGGUGGGAGCAAUCGAAGCGGCGAACACCCCACAUGGGCUUUGGAAAGGACUCGACGAGAGAGAACAGAAAGUCACUGCCCACCACGUUAACCGGGAGGCUGCCGAAACUCACCUCUCAAAUGACAUACCGAGAAUCAGCAGGGGAACUGGGACUGUACCCACAAUGGGCUCACGCCCCUGGCCCGAGCAGCACCCACACAACUCCAACGGCCCCACAAGGCGGGCAUCUGCUGAUUACAGACCACCCUGGUGACUAAGACCUACGUACCCCAUAUGAGUAAGGGGGAAGGUUUCCUGUGCUGCGACACAAACUCCCAAUCUGCUGAUUUUUACAGACCUGCCAUCUCCUGCUUCACACCUCACAGGGACGACGGUCCCCAUCACCUGCACGGUUGUUGUGCAUAACCCUGGUCUGCCAAGGACUCUUUCUCAUGCAGAUAAGCAAAGCUACCAGGGAUUCUUAUGUUAAAUUUGUUACAAUAUGUUUAAGUUGUUUAAACCCUGGUUACUUUAUCACCUUACCUAACAAGCGUUGACUUUGGUGAAAGCUUGAAAGUUAGUCAUGGUCAAUAUUAAGUUUAAUAUUUCAGCUAAGAUAACGAACAGAAAUGAAUAGCUAAGUAUACGCCUCAAUAGUCUUAACCUUGUCUAGCAAAUCUGUCUCCGUGCUAUUGCACACUAAGCGAGGUCUCUAUCAUUACCUGUAAUAUGCCUGUCUCUACAGCAUGAGCCCAGUUUGCUAGCAUACACACUAAAAUCGUAUCUCUUACAUGGAAAUAAUCUAUCCAGUUCUAGCAUGUUAUUAAUUACCACAGUUAACGCAUGAACCAAACAUGUUUGCAUAACUAAUAUAUUUAUACCUACAUGUAAAUCGAUACUUUAAUGCUAUGUUUCUUAAGCCUGAUAAAAUAAAAAAUUGUGCCAGUUAAGAAUACACCCCGCAUGCUCAAAAAGCCUGAGGAUUGCCUUCGGGGUACCUCAAGCCUGCCUGUAAUAUAUGCGUGCACUACAAAAAUAAUAAUAAAAAAGUGUAAUGCAGUACAGUAGAACAUGGAAAUCAUGGUUUGAUGCUGUAUAUAGAAACUUCUAACAGCUGCAUCCCAGGCCUCCUUUAUGUGCCCUUUGAUAUAGAGCUCUGCAAAGGGCAGUUCACAAAACACAGAACGUAAUGUGCCACCAUGUUCUAAGAUGCACUCUGUACAAUACCCUUUAUCACAGAGUAGUCGUGCGUAUAUUUAUAGCGUUUGCGGGCGGGGGGUUGUUGGUAAGGGGGAUUUUAUAUUGUUAGUGUCGUAAUGUUUGUUUUUCCUCCUCCUCUCUUUGUACAGUAUCCUGGGGUGGCUCAGAGCAUCCAUAGUGAUGUGACUAACCUUAUGACUGUUCUGAAUAUGAGCAACGCUCUUCCCGAAGGUACUGAUUUUCUCCUAGUUUCACUUUGGAUCUAAAUCUCUAGUACAGAUACUGUGGUUGUUAAGGAUACAGAGUAACUUUGCUAAUUAGCUUUGUAUGUGUGCGCACCAUGUCUCUAUAACUUCCUUUCUUUGUCCCAGGCCUUUUUCCUGAGCACCUGAUUGACGUUCUGAGCAGAGAGCUGGCCCUGGAGUGCAAUUAUAAAAGGGAAGCAGCUUGUGCUAAAAAAUUUAAGUAUGUUAAUGUUUUUUUUGUUUUGUUUUUUUUUAAGUGCAAAAUGUCAUCAGGGAAAGUUCUUCUAGUUUCAGGCAUGUGAACACUUUAACCCAUUAAUAAAGGGGUUAAAAGGAAACAAAGUAUAAUAUGAGACAAAUUAGCACCAUUGUGUGUGUUAUUCAGGGAUACAUAAAAUUGUAAGAAGUGUGUAAACAUUGUGGGAUGAACAGUUUGUGGUUAUUUAGUAUCCUUUGCUGUACAAUAUAAAAUUCUGAAUUUGAAAUGUUGGCAUUAAAGGAAACCUGUUUUUGGCCUCAUCAUAAUAAUAUGAUUUAUCUUUAUUAGUUUAAAAUGGUGACGUACCAUGUUUAUAUGUACUUGUGACGAACUGAUUAUCAUUGUGGUGGCGUUUGUGGGCAGCUUCCCAUAAAUAUAAUUCUGCACACAUACAUUUUCACAAACUAAAAACCAUUGGAAUGCCAUGAAUGUGUGCCAUAAAGCAGUAACUGGAAGAUAAACCUGAGUGUCCUGCUCGCACUUUGUUCCAUCAGAGAGUUGCUGAAGGACCAUCCGUUCUUCUACGUCCCCAGCGUGGUUGAUGAGCUGUGCAGUGACCAUGUCUUGACCACUGAAUUGGUUUCUGGUUUCCCCCUUGACCAAGCAGAGGGCCUGAGCCAAGAAAUCCGCAAUGAGGUAAUUCUUAAUUCUCCCUCUAAAAAAACAACCAAGUCUUUUAGGAUCGAUCGUUAUACUGCAUUGUAAAAGUGACAAAUCAAUAUCCUUUUUCAGUAUUAUAUUCCAUGCAGCUUUUCAAUGAGAAAUGCUAGUUCAGUACCUCCCAACGGAGUUCAUUACGGUUUGAACUUCCUAUCAUUUACUAAAUCAAAGCCUGCAUCGGUACUCCACACAGGAGACCCAGCUGGAUUGCAUUCUGAGUUAAGCUUCUUCCAACCACUCGUAUGAUUGUCCGCUAUUCUGCAGAGUUUCCUUUUCUUUCUGUCAUCCGGUUCCCGGCUGAACCGGCCGUGAAGGCAAUCCGCACAUAUAUCCUGUCCCAGGCAGUUAGGUGAUGAUUACAAAUUAAGAUUCAGUUGGUGAGCCUUGACUGGUCAUUGUAAGACCGGUUUGCUGUGUCUGUUCUUUUUAAAAGCUUUGACAAAGUCCGUUGAAUACAUGGGUUGCACACAACUUUAUCUUUUCUGUAACAUUCCCUCUGUCAUCUGUCCUUUAACUUCAGAUCACCCCUCCCGUCCUUGCAGGUGUAUAAAAAUGCUAAUUUCAGGUGUAUCUACUUCAGGAAUGUUGACACCUGGUUUGAUAUGCCUGUCCCAGAUUGUCCAGGUUUGAGACAAAAUGGGGCUUUCUGUUGCAACAAGAAACACUGUUAAAAGCAGGAAGGUAUUGGUAUUGGCGUACAUAAUGAAUAGUCCGUGAUCUCACUAUCUGAAAUAUUAAGUUACUGAAUCUUGGGGAUUACCUGUAAAACACAUUAAAUGUAUAUUUUACGAUUAUAAAUUUUGCCUUUUAUUGCUCCAUCAAGAGGCCGAAGUAACAUAGAAACAUAGAAUGUGACGGCAGAUAAGAACCAUUCGGCCCAUCUAGUCUGCCCAAUUUUCUAAAUACUUUCUUUAGUCCCUAGCCUUAUCUUAUAGUUAGGAUAGCCUUAUGCCUAUCCCACGCAUGCUUAAACUCCUUUACUGUGUUAACCUCUACCACUUCAGCUGGAAGGCUAUUCCAUGCAUCCACUACCCUCUCAGUAAAGUAAUACUUCCUGAUAUUAUUUUUUUAAACCUUUGUCCCUCUAAUUUAAGACUAUGUCCUCUUGUUGUGGUAGUUUUUCUUCUUUUAAAUAGUCUCCUCCUUUACUGUGUUGAUUCCCUUUAUAUAUUUAAAUGUUUCUAUCAUAUCCCCCCUGUCUCGUCUUUCCUCCAAGCUAUACAUGUUAAGAUCUUUUAACCUUUCCUGGUAAGUUUUAUCCUGCAAUCCAUGAACCAGUUUAGUAGCCCUUCUCUGAACCCUCUCUAAUAGGGAUCGACCGAUAUUGAUUUUUUAGAGCCGAUACCGAUACCGAUAUUCUGUGAACUUUCAGGCCGAUAGCCGAUAUAAUUUGCCGAUAUUCUGUACAUUUACCAUUUUGGAAAAUAAAAACUAUUUCUAAAGGUAAAUGCACAAAAUAUACAUGCAACGUGCAGUGGAUGCAGUGUGACAGGGGAGCUGUGUGUGUUUGUGUAGUGUGUGUAGUGGAUGCAGUGUGUGUUUGUGUAGUGUGUGUGUUGUGGAUGCAGUGUGUGGAGGAUGCAAUGUGUGUUUGUGUAGGGGAUGCAGUAUGUAUUUGUCUAGUGUGUGUGUAGUGGAUGCAGUGUGUAUUAGUGUAGUGUGUAUAUAAUGAAAGCAGAGUGUGUGGGUAGUGUGCGUAAAGUGAAUGCUGUAUAUACUAAAUUCAAAGUGUGUGUGUAUAUAAUGAAUGCAGAGUGUGUGUGUGUAUUUGUGUAGUGUGUGUAUAGUGAAUGUAGUGUGUUUAUAUAAUGCAGAGUGUGUGUAUAUAAUGCAGUGUGUUUGUGUAGUGUGCAUUAUAUAAACACACUACACAAACACUGCAUUAUAUAAACACUACACAAACACUGCAUUAUAUAAACACUACACAAACACACACACUGCAUUAUAUACACACUACACAAACACACACUGCACAAACACACUACACAAACACACACUGCAUUAUAUAAACACACUACACAAACUGCAUUAUAUAAACACACUACACAAACACACACUGCAUUAUACACACACUAUACAAACACACACACUGCAUUAUAUGCACACACACACUAUACAAACACACUGAAUUAUAUACACACACUAUACAAACACACACUGCAUUAUAUAAACACACUACACAAACACAGACUGCAUUAUACACACACACACUAUACAAACACACACACUGCAUUAUAUACACACACACACACUAUACAAACACACUGAAUUAUAUACACACUAUACAAACACACACUGCAUUAUAUAAACACACUACACAAACACUGCAUUAUAUACACAGUGUGUUUGUAUAGUGUGUGUAUAUAAUGCAGUGUAUUUGUGUGCAUUGUAUACAAACACACACACACACACUAUACAAACACACACUGUAUUAUAUACACAGUGUGUUUGUGUAGUGUAUGUGUAUAUAAUGCAGUGUGUGAGGGGGCAUUUUUUAUUAAAUUAUUUAAAAAAAAAUGUAUAAUUAAUUCUUAUUUAUUUUUGUUGUCCCCCCUCCCUGCUUGUUACCUGGCCAGGGAGGGGGCAUAUGACAGUCCCUGGUGGUCCAGUGGUAUUGGCUGAGCUGGGGGGGCGGAGAGCAAGCGCUUACUCACCUCCCAGCAGCUCCUCCAGCUCCCCAAUGUAACUCUCGCGGCCAGCGUGUCGCGCGGAGCGUUGCCAUGGUGAUCCAUGGCAACGCUCGGAAGGCCGCGGGUCUCGCGAGAGUUGCAUUGGGGAGCUGAAGGAGCUGCUGGGAGGUGAGUAAGCGCUUGCUCUCCGCCCCCCCAGGACCGCCGGGUUUGUAAUGAGCCCGGCGGUCCUAGGAGGUAUUAUCGGCAAUAUCGGUAUCUGAAUUGGCCGAUACCGAUAUUGCCGAGAAUACCGAAUAUCGGCCGAUUAUAUCGGUAAAACCGAUAAUCGGUCGAUCCCUACUCUCUAAGGUAUCAAUAUCCUUCUGAAGAUACGGUCUCCAGUACUGUGUACAAUACUCCAAGUGAGGUCUCACCAGUGUUCUGUAUAAUGGCAUGAGCACUUCCCUCUUUCUACUGCUAAUACCUCUCCCUAUACAACCAAGCAUUCUGCUAGCAUUUCCUGCUGCUCUAUUACAUUGUCUGCCUACCUUUAAGUCAUCAGAAAUAAUAAGUAUGUCUUGUGCUACAGAAUGACUGAGUGCACCCAAGAGUUGUACUGCCAGCUCUUCCCGUGUACAUAUAUGUAUGCAAGACAACUGUAAGGUCUAGAAGCCCUCCCCUACAAGGAGGUUUAUUUUAUCAUUCAGCCCUGGAGAGUAUUCUAUGGCUUGAAGUGGUGAGUACUUUUUAGGACCUGGGUAGUAGCAAUGUAUAUCUAUAAGAGUAGAGGUGGCCAAAAGAUGGAUCACCAGCUGUUUUAGAAUUACUACUCCUAUGACCUUUUGCCAGCCUUAAUCUUGGGGAUCUUCCCUUUGAAAUAACUGCAGAUAUUUUUUCAUUACUGUUCAGUUAUUUGUUUUACGCACCUUAAUUGAUUGGUAUUGGCUGUAAUACAUGGCAGUGACCAGGUUAAUAUUUUGGGUGUAACAGGUAGGGCCCGCCCCUUCUUUUUAUUUAUUCUUCUUUUGACCUGGCAACUUUCGCUCCCCCUAUGGGUGCAAUGUUUGUAUGACCUUGAAUAGCCCUUGCUUGAUUCGUGUUGGGAACGUGACAGUUGUGUGAUAGAUCUAAGUUACAGCUAGGCUCCUGGAUCUUUGCCACGCACUGCCUCCCAUUUGUGUAACCGAUCCAAAAUAGCCCUCUUACUAUGUGGCAUAAGGGUCUUGGAAAAUUACAGCCGGUAAACAAAAAGAGAGUCGGUGAGGGCCAAUUUAUAUUUAUAUAUAAAUUUAUUUUUAGGCAUAUUUGGUUCUUUGCUUUACAAAAAGAGAUGGAUUUAUAGUGAACAAUUAUUGAUACAGAUAUGUGUAAUGUACAGGUUUGUUAUUUUUAUUUUAUUUAUAUAGUGCCAGCAAAUUCCAUAGCGCUGUACAAUGGGUAUGUACAUUAAUUUAAAUGUGAAUGUAUUAAUUAGCACAGUAUUAACUCACUAUGUGCUCACAACUCAGGAAUUCAGUUAUUUAUUCGAUAUAGAUUCACUGAAUACCCUAAAAAUCACCCUACAAGUAUUUUUAAAAGUACAGUAUGCAGAAGAAUAACUGUUGCUGCUUGGAUUGACCAGUCAAUUACCCUUUUUGAAGGAUUAGAACAUAGUCUGCUUUGUCACUUUGAAGGCCUGGGUGCAGUUUGGUACAUGUAGUGGCAAGGUAUAAUUUGUAUUUAUGAACUAUAAAGCCGUGUUUUUAUUUUUUAUUUUUUUUUUCUUCCACUUAUUUAUUUAGUAAAUCUUUGUUUUUUCUGAGCAUUACCCUCUUGUGAAAUUACUUACCAUAACUGGGGUGAGUACAUAAUCUUCAACCCAUGCCAUUUGGAGGGUUUAAACCUGGCACUUUAAAGGGACACUCCAGGCACCCAGACCCCUUCUGCCCAUUGGAGUGGUCUGGGUGCCAACUCCCACUACCCUUAACUCUGCAACUGUAAUUUUUGCAAUUUUCAUAAACUGCAAUAAUUACCUUGCAGGGUUAACCCCUCCUCUAGUGGUUGUCUACUAGACAGCCACUAAGGGCACUUCAUGGUCUAUAGCACAGGUUUUCUGUGCUAUAGCGUCGCUGUAUGUCCUCACGUGGUGUGAGGACCUCCAGGUUUGCUAAAAUCCCCAUAGGAAAGCAUUGAAAAGCUUUUUUUUUUUUUUUUUAUGCUUUCCUAUGGAGAGGUCUAAUGCGCGUGCACGGCACUCCCCCACCGGUGGGUGGGAUGAGUUUUCCCUGGUGACUGGGAGGAGCGUGAGCGGAGGAAGAAGCAGUGACGAGGGACAUCGUCGCUGCCUCUGGUAAGUCACUGAAGGGGUUUUCACCCCUUCAGCAACCGUGAUGAGAGGGGACCUGCAGUGCCAGGAAAAUGGAUUGUUUUCCUGGCACUGGAUAGUCCCUUUAAGGUUUGGAAUAAGUUAAUUGAGCUGUAGUGUGGGCCAGGAUUUAAUACCAGGUUUAUUUAUAGUAACUUGUGUCUCUGGGGUAAUUGGGUCAGAGGCCAGCCAUAUCUUCUCUUUAUGUAGUUGCUGUCAUGGCUGUAAACUUGCAGGUAUUUUCAAAGAACCGCAUGAAUAUGUAUACGUAUUGCAACAGCACCAAACAGUGGGUUUUGCAUCCAAUCCAUGAAACCAGUCGAACAGCAGAUAACUAAUUUAUAAAGCUUUUUUUAAGUUUGGACCACACAGUACUCCUCCUCACAGCACUAGAAAAUUGUUGCAAAACCAAAAUAUUCUCAAAUCCCUGCAACAAUUUAGAAUUCCCCCCCCCCAUUUCACACAACAUGCAUGUGGUGGUUUAAUCCUGCACCAUGGUGAAUGCACACCAGGUAACUGGUAUGAGGCAUGCUUCCAAUUCCAACAGGGUGCUUGAGAUGCACGGCCAGUUCACAGGUUGAAUGCAUGCACGGGUUACGAUACCUUCCUUUGUGAUUAUGGACCGCUACCACAUAUGACGGGUGUGACUGCAGGAGCCUGGCACCAAUAUUCAAACCAUUUGUGGGUCACUUGGAUAUUUUAACUCUGUAAAGCUGAUAUUCUGUGACUGUGAUUUUUCCUUCUGUUAAGGUGUGCAAUGACUUUUGUCCAUUCUGGUGCAUUUGAGGUAGGAAAACCUUUUCCUCUCAUUUAAUGUGUCUGAUUUUGUAGGUUUUAGACUCUCGCUAGUUCCUUUGCAAUAAAGUCAAAUCCAGCAAAAUCCAAUAAUUGCAAGAAAAUGUGUUGGGUGGAGCAGAGAAUUGAUUGUAGUCUGUGCAACACCAGACUAAAUCUGAAAAUGUUGUCUCUUUUCGAGGAGAUAUAUCAUAUCAUCAUAAUCUGCUUUAACACGACAGCAGUAUACCUGGUGACUAGACAAUCUGAAUUAUCUGGAUGCUUUCUUAAUUACUUGGAACUUUUAUUUAGUCUGUUUCCCAGUUGUGGCUCCAUUUUUUUUUUUUUUUUUUUGAGGUCAUAAUGAUUAUUAAAUUUUGGUCUCGAAGGGCAUGGAUGACCUAUUUCAUAGAGUUGUCAAGAGAAAGAUAUUGCUCUCUACCAUAACUGCAAUCUUGAAACAGACCCUGUUGACUCGUGUUUUAUUCAAAGUUUGUCUUAUUACUUUGCUUCUGAACAGAGCAUCAUAGAGGCCAGAAGCCUAGGUUUAAAUGAGCAUGUAGACUUUUUUUUGUUCUAGAUAAGAACCUGGAGCUUUGAUGUCAUGUGGAUCAGCAGACGUCUGUUUUUCCUAGUUUAGUGCAGAAAUAAAUCCUCCUCUGCGGUUAGAACCCACCCCACGAGGUCUCUUUCUACCGUCUGAACCUCUCCAGCUUCAGCCCUGGCAAAUUGGAUUUCUAGUGCUUGGACAUAUCUUCACCGAGCAUUACCAAUUAGACAUCCAAACCACAGGAUUUGAACGGUUAGGAACAGUGGUAAAAUGACCAGAGCCAACCAUGAUUUCUAGUACUGUGGGAGCAGUAAUGGGUAAUCUGAAUGUAAAAUGUUUCACUUUUAGUUAUGUGUUGCCUGUCUUAUUAAUUGUUGCUUUUUUUUCCCAAAUGAGAAUCCCCCUCUUACGACUGUAAAUUUGCUUUCAUUUUAUGUCUGGUAAAUAGAAGGAAUCCUACAUAAAGCAUUCACUGUUAGAAUUUGGCACUUCUCGUAGUAACCCCUCUAACCCAUACUGCUGCCUGCAACGCAGCGCAUUACUUCGUCCUCGGGAGCCCAGGCGGUUAAAUGGGGAAUUCUCUAUUUUAAGACAAUCUUCCAGACUCUCGUCCUUACAAAAAAAGUAAACAAAGUGCUAAAAUGGAGUCUCCGUACUACGUAAUUUGUAAUGACUAAAUGUUGUCAGGAAAUCGAAAAUAUAAACUCUGUGGGGAGGAUAAUUUUGUGACAUUUCAAAGCGCAAAUGUAAUUUGCAAUAUCUCAAGGUUUUCAUAAAGAUGCUUGGAAAUGUCACUGUAGGCAGUAUAAUCAUUUCAUCUUAUUGAAUUGUUAAUAGUGCCUGGAGUCCUCUUGUGCUGUCCCUCCAGUCAAUGUUAAACCAUUUUCAAGCAGUUUAAUGUUAAAUAAGGGUCCGUGGCUGUCCACAGCAUGGGCCCCCACUGGAGGUGUGGCUAAGGUAGAGAUGACACACUUCCUUCUAGCCAUUUUAAUUCAUACCAGCAAUAAGCACUAUGAUAGGCUGCAGUCAGUUGACACUCUGCCAAUCACAGACACUCAUUGCUGUUCAGACUAAUUCUUCCUAAUGAGCCCAAACAGCACGGAGGGCUAAUUUAGCAUUAUAAACCUUUUUAAUGCUGAAUGGUGUCAGGAGAUGAGUUACAAGGCCUACAGUGUCUCAUUUAAGCAUAAUAUUAAACAAACAAACCCUGCACUAAACCAAAAUAAAUUAUAUGAUAAACAAACCAAUGCUUCUAAAUCCCACUAAUUGGCACUGAUAAUGUUUCACUGAGCCCUUGUUUUAACCUCUGAAUAUUGAAAAGGAGUUGCUUUUUAGGACUGGAACAGAUUCCAAAGCUUGCAGAUGUUGCUGCUAUUAUUUAUUGUCAUGGUAUUUGUGUAUUCCUGGAAUAUGACUUACUAUCUCCUAUUGACCUAACUGCGCAAUAAAGGGAACUGCUCCAUUUGAGUUACAUUUGCCUAGUUAAUAGCCUGUUUUAGUUUAAAAUAUUUGUUUUGUUGUUUUUUUUUUUUUUCAGAUCUGCUCCAAUAUUCUACUCCUGUGUCUGCGAGAGCUGUUUGAGUUCAGAUUCAUGCAGACUGACCCAAACUGGUCCAACUUCUUUUAUGACCCACAACUUCAUAAGGUAACUUAGUCGUUGUGUAAAUUCAUGGCUUUGUCUGUCAUUUAAAUACACAAUAUGAGAAAGCUGCAUAGGUCAAUCAUUACCUGCACUGUUUGUCAAGCCCAGAUCUUUGGUCACUCUCUAUCAUUUGAUCUUCAUUUAUGCAAUACAUAUAUUUUAUUAGCUAAAUAUUAUUGAAGUGGCUUCUGUGCAAGUGUAUUUAAUUGUCCGAAGCAGGUCCGUUAACAGAUUAUUUUUUUUUUUUUAAUUCAUGUCUCACUAGGUUGCUUUGUUGGACUUUGGAGCAACAAGAGGCUUUGAUGAGCAUUUCACGGACAUGUACAUUGAGGUGAGAUGUUUUUCUCAUAUAUCAGACACCACGUGCUUUUGUUAAUGGCCAGGAGUGCCCUUUUAAUGUUCCUUUGCUUCCUAUAUUUAAACACGGUGCCUUGUCUGUUGUUGGUCACCUUUAAAUACCCAGAAUGAAUAAAUUCCUAGCCCAGGAAAUCUCAGCUGUGUUCCUCUAGAUCACCCUUUCUACAAACAUGUUUGUCUAACUUAUUGUUUCCUUCUUGAUUGUUCUUCUAUGCUUCUGUUUUAUAGGUAAUCAGGGCUGCUGCUGACAGAGACCGGGAGAAGCUAUUAAGAAAGUCUAUUGAAAUGAAUUUCCUGACUGGUUAUGAAUCCAAGGUAGGGGUCUCUUUAAAGGAUGUGGCUGUUAGAAACGGAUUCAGUCUUUGUGAUAUCCAUUCCAAAUGUGAACUUUUCCAUUCCCAUAAACAUUUAAAUAUUGAUUACAGCGCUGUCUGUGUGGAGACAGAUAUAGAUAUCCACACAGACAGCGCUGUAAUCAAUAUUUAAAUGUUUAUGGGAAUGGAAAAGUUCACAUUUGGAAUGGAUAUCACAAAGACUGAAUCCAUUUCUAUAUUAUUAUACAGAUUCCCACAAUCAUUCAGUUCAUUCUUUGCUGGUGAAAAUAAAUAUUUAGCCGGUUUAUAUUCCAUUUAACAAAGUAUAAAGUGCGUGUUUUUGUUGGUGCUAUACACGAGCUGACUGCAACUGUUUUUAAAUGUUUUUUUUGUUUUUGCACGGCAGACAAUGGAAAAUGCACACUUGGAAGCGGUUUUGAUUCUGGGUGAAGCCUUUGCUUCAGAUACUCCAUUCAAUUUUGGUUGCCAGAGUACCACAGAGCGGAUUCAUGGUCUGAUACCGGUCAUGUUAAAACACCGGCUCGUCCCACCACCAGAGGAAACAUACUCUCUGCAUCGCAAGAUGGGAGGCUCCUUCCUCAUCUGCUCCAAGCUAAAGGCUCAGAUUCCUUGCAAGAACAUGUUUGAGGAGAUCUACAGGAAUUAUUGGAAGGGAAGGGAAGACAAGAAACCAUAACUUCUCGGCCAUUUAACCUUAUUCCAGAUGUCUCUUGUCUGUUAAUCCUAGUAAAACAGUAUAUAAAGCUUGGGGGUCCCUCUAGCCACAGGUACAACAACCCUUAUUGCUGAAAAUGGCCCCUUAUUUGGAUUUUUUUUUUGUAUCUCCAGUGACUUUUUUUCUUCCUCGUGGCUUAAGAUGGGCUUGGAAAUCCUAGAUUGUAUAUUGUAAGUGAGAAGGAGAACUGGACCUUUUAAAGACUAUAAGAUGAUCAUGAAGAAAUCUUUAGCUCUGAGAAGAGAGGCGAAAUGUGGAGAUACACUGACCGCUGUAGAAAGAUGUAAAGUGAUGCUGUUUGAACGUUACAGUAAAGUAAGGAGACUGCUCUGCAACGUGGUGGAGAGAUUUUGCUUUUACUUUAUGUAAGCUACAACUGCAGUGCACUUCAGUUUUCUGUAAUCAUCUUUGGUUUUGUCUAAUCAAAUGAAAUGCUUUUUGUACAGUGAAACUGAUUUUGGAGCUAUCAGUCUAAUCACAGUGGGCUCUCGAUUUAAAUGAUUUUAGAAGCUAUCUUUUUUUUUUUUUUUUUUUUUUUGUCUUUUUGAAACCCUUGGGGUUGAGGAGAACAUCGCUAAAUAUAGGACUCAUUUUUUUUUUUUUUUUGCAUUGUCAUUUUGUACCUUCUUUUGAAAUAAACAACUGGUUUCGAUGACUGAACAGAUAUGCUUACUUUACCAUACUCUAGAACCAACAAUCUGUAUAUUUCCUCCGUGGACUCUGAACAUUAAUGUCCUUUGGUACUAGGUGGGAUCACAACGACAUGGUUUAUAGAUUUUUAAUCCGAGGAGUCGUGAGUUGCUAGGGUGAGGGAUUACAAGAACCUCUAAAAAACAAUUUCUUAAAUGCAUGGUUCAAACGCACAAAAAUGAAAACAAAUCGAACUAUAUUGCUUGACUUGCUAAUUAUAUAUUUCUAUAUUCCUCCAUGCUUUACACAUCUACAUUAAAAAGUCAGACAUCACACUGCAAAUCUAUUUGUUCUGGAACGACAAGAUACAGUUUCAUAUCCUAUCGGCAACAAUUUAGAAGACUGAGAAUUUUGCUUUUUAACUUUUAAUUGUGAGAAACGUUGGCCUAAUCAAAAGACCCCCACCAGUUCAACUGUAAUGAGCUUGCGGCUGUCUGAAAAUCACUCCUGUUAACAUGUACAAGGUUUAGUAUGCUGUAAGCUGUUAUGAAUCUAAUAGACUAUUUGCUGGACAGUAUGUGCCAUGCCAUUAAAUAGCACUUAAUACAGUCACAGAUAUCACAUACUUGGUGACAUUAUGUUUGUGAUCAAGAAAGAUAAUUAUUCUACUUGCUAGUGAUCGUUACAGCAUUGUAAGGGACUAGAUUAAUUGGGUUUAGAAUUUAUUGGCUUCACAUUGAGGGGGGAGAGAACAACGAGGGUACAAGUUAAUACAUUUUGUGGUAAUUGGGGAUACAGGCUUAUUGCAGUGUUUUUUCUUAUGUAGGUAUGGAUGGUAAUCUGUCACACAUGGUAAUCUUUUGUAAUUUCUACUAGUGUUGGCAGAGCGCCAAAGGUUGCUACUAUUGGGAUUGGGAGACCAUUGUCGUCUGUUUAUUUGGAAGAUAAGAUAAUCCUGAAAGCAUAGAUUUAGUAUUCUAUCAUUGCUUUAUUUUUAUUUUUUUACAAAUAACUGGUUUGAAUUUUCUAGGAUAAUAAAGUAAUGCAACUUCAGCCUGGUUAAAAAAGGGGAAAUGUCUCCUUCAGAGAGGAUUGAAGCAGUUUAAAUAUGCACAAACUUGCAUUGUUACUGAAAGUGCCAAAUUACUGGAGAUAUUCCAGACCCGUCCUUUGUAUGACAGCAGAAUGUAUAACUCCUUACUAGCAGGAAUCCACAUGCUCCAAUCUGUUUUACAGUAACAGAGUUAGACUUCUUGUUCCAUCCACCUUCUAUGACCUGUUCCUUCCGAGGGCAUUGAAAGCUUUGCUCGAGUCAGUCUGGUUUAUAGGUUAGACUUUGCUGCACUAAAUAUUUUGACCAUCUCUGCAAAUGUAUUUUUGCCAGAAUUGUUACAGUUUUGAUUUACAUUAAAAGAUUAAUUUUUGAAAGGACUUGUGUUUUGUGUAAUCUGUCAUAUAGAUAAGACCUAGAUUAGAUAUCUAUUCCCAAAAGGUACCGCACUCCUUGAAAUGUUAACUCCUCUGUAUUCCUUACACAAUAGAAUCCAUUUAAACAGCAUUGCAAUAGUAACGUUGUAUUUACUACACCAGGGGUAGGC
Molecule: messenger RNA, 63268 nt
Organism: Pelobates cultripes (western spadefoot toad)
Lineage: Eukaryota; Metazoa; Chordata; Amphibia; Anura; Pelobatidae
Source: the annotation of a GenBank genome assembly